AGUCUGCUGUACAAUGGGAGGAUCGCGGAGGAGGUCAACUGUCUGCUGGCCUGCCGGGAUGAGAACCUGGUGUCCCAGCUGGCUCACAGCCUCAACCAGGUUUCCACAGAGCACAUGUGAGUACCUCACCACCCCACACCUUUCAACGCUAGUGGUCACAACAGCUGAUAAGAGAGAGUGUGAACAGUUCUCUCUUAUUAUGUGCCACAGUUGCAUUAGUUGAUUCCCCCCCCCCUCCCAUUGCAGAGAGCUGAAGGACAACCUGGGCAGUGAUGACCCGGAGGGAGACGUGCCUGUGCUGCUGCAGACAGUGCUGUCUAGGAACCCCAACAUCUUCAGGGAGAAAAGUAAGUUAGCCCGAUUCAGGGUGAUAAGGAGAGAGUGCCUCUGACUCUGUAUUGGAGCACAGUGUAUGGCCUAACACAGUGCUGACUGUGUCCCUACUUCUUAGGGCCUUGAUUUGUUGUCCUAAAAACAUUUCCUGGGUCUAAUGCGUUUUGUGAGUCAAAACCGCUUCUUGAGGCGUUGCAAGGCAAGCUUUGCUGUCUUUAUGAUUUUUUUAGUUGGCGCCGUACUUGUAGCUUGAAAAGAGCUUGUGGUGGAUUUAGUUGGCAUCUUGAUUGCCUUGAGUAUACUUGAUAGACAUUUAAUUGCUUUGUGAUAUAUAGCACUGUUGGACAAUAGGGUUGGACGAUGUCAACCUUUAUCCUAUCGUGAUUAUGUACUCAUAAAACAUUGUGAUACACAAUGGUAUGGCCCCCUAUUGGCCAACCAGAAUGUAUAUAAAAUAUAAGAAACAUCUGCUAAAACCACCAUUGGGCUAAUAGCGUGAAAUCGCAUGCUACUAUUUAGGGCUGGGAAUUGCCAGGGACCUCACGACACGAUAUUAUCAUGAUACUUAGAUGCCAAUAUGUAUUGCAAUUCUCAUGAUUCUAUAUGUAUUGCGGUUUUAUAGUGAUUUGAUGUUGCAAACAUAUUGUUAACUAUAUGUCUGCUGCAGAGAGACGAGAGAGCAUGAGAAAAUGUGUUUUGGUCAUGGAAAUUAAUGUCCUGAAAACAUGUUGGCUCAUUUUUUAAGAAGAUGGAGAAAAAGCUAUAGGAUGAAAAAUAGUUUUAGUGCAGGUACAGCCGACUAGCGCUAGCUAACGCUACCAAGUAAAACAAAUUAUAUUUAUAUAUAUAUAUAUAUAUAUAUAUAUAUAUUAUUUUUUACAGUAUUGAUAUAAUGUUUUUUUGCCCCAUCACUACUACAACUGGAAGAAUCAUAAUGAAAUAUAAUGUUGUUGAAAGGCAGAGGCACAUGAUGGAGCAAAGUGACAGUCAACUGAUGAGGAACGGACUGUCUUACCGUAGUGAGUUAGGUUAUAAAUCUUAGGCUGGAUAGAAGCAAAGUCUACCAUCUUCAGAUCUAGAUAAUAAUUGCUUUAUUUGCCUCAUCCUCCUCUCUUAAAGGAUAGGUAGCAUAAACGUAACAUAUGGAUUUGUAUUUGUAUACACAUCAAAAGUCCCAAUGCAAAGUUACACCUCACUUUUCAAUUUAUCGAGUUAUGACAUAAAACCGAUCAGAAUUCCGAAGACAUGUCGGAAAAUGUUUUUCCAGGGUGUGAUGUCAGUGAGGGAAAUCGUGGUCCUCUGUAGCUCAGCUGGUAGAGCACGGCGCUUGUAACGCCAAGGUAGUGGGUUCGAUCCCCGGGACCACCCAUACACAAAAAAAUAAUAAUUAUGCACGCAUGACUGUAAGUCGCUUUGGAUAAAAGCGUCUGCUAAAUGGCAUAUUAUUAUUAUUAUAUUAUAAAUCAUAUAGCUAUAGCGAGAAAAAUCCAAAAUAGAUUUGAUGUCACCUAGCGCACUAGGCCAAGGUGGAAAAUGUUACAAAACUUGCAUAGCCUACUUCACAGAGAACAUGUCAAAAAGUUGACAAAACAAAAAGGAAAACAGACGAGGUACUACAUACACAGUUAGAGCAAGCAGGUAUGAUUUUCUCUUUUGUUUUGAGCCCACGGCAAGAAGGCACCAGAGCCUGCCGUGCUAACGGGUUCCCACUAGAUAACACAGGCACAAAGUCUGUGAAGAGCAUGAGAAUGCUAAUGUUAGCUAGCUUGAGCUAGUUACUAAGCUAGCAUACAAACUAACAUAUGACGUUGAAAAAUAGUGCAUUGUGGGUAGUUCAGAAGAUAUCCAGAAAUAAGUUAAUAAAAAUCGAAUAACCCAAAAACAUAACUAUGUUUGUAGUUAUAGGUAACCAGAUCACGACUACAACUAAGUUACUACGUCUUUGACCACACUCUGUGCUAUUGUUUGUUCUACCUCUCAUAAAGCUGUGAUUGAGAAUAGCCUAGGCCUAUAGACUCCGACUUUCGUUCUUGUUCUUUUUGAAAGUGGCAACUUUAGGACAACAGUACCUUCUUAGGCUAUUAGAAUUUUUGGGUAAUAGGCUACUGUUCAUAACUUUCAUUUGUCCUAAAGCUUUUAUGAUAGGCCUAGUAGGAGGCAGUAGAGGCUGCUGAUGGGAGGACGGCUCAUAAUACUGGCCGGAACGGCGUAAAUGGAAUGGCAUCAAACACAUGGAAACCAUGUUUGAUGUAUUUGAUACGAUUCCACCUAUUCCGCUCCAGCCAUUACCACGAGCCCGUCCUCCCCAAUUAAGGUGCCACCAACCUCCUGUGGUAGAAGGAUAGGUUAUCAGCCUACGAUUUUUUUAAACAGCUAGACACAAGAUAGUUAAGGAGUGUCCGUAAAAAAGAAAUGAAUAGCCUAGCUUUACGCUAUAGGCAAAGGCCCAUGCAUCCAACAUUAGAGAGGGAAACAAUAUUUUUUUGUGCUGCUUUGGUGGAAUUCUCUGCUCUGUCUACUAGACAUGAAAGAGUAGGCUAUAUUCCUUGGCCAAUUCAAAUCAAAUGGGGUUUGGGACAAAAAGGGAAAUUAAGCUUUUAAAAUAACAAGCCAGAGAACAGACUGUCCACUGCAAAAGGCCCGUCAUCGUCCAACAUUGGAGAGGUGAGAGCGAGAGAGAAAAAAGGGCAUUUCCAUCGAAAAGGACCCAUGAGCAGCAACAUGUGAAGUUCAUAGGAGCAUACCAAAUUGGGUGUCAAAUGAAAGCUAAGAGUCUAUAUUUUGGGGAAAUUAAGGCAUAGAUAAAUGUUUUAAUCAUUUUCCAUCUUGGCAUAAGUAAAGGCUUUGAUUUCUGGAUAAACAGAUGAAAAAGGGGUCUUAGAAAACAUCUACCAGAAAAUGUAUUAAAAGGUAUCACAAAUACAUCAAAACACAAUGAUGUUGACAUAAAGACCCCUGCCAACUAAUAUCAACACAUAUUUAGUUUUGGAGAAAUUGUUUAAGUGUAAGUUUAAAGCUGCAAUAUGUCACUUUUUGGGUGACCCGACCAAAUUCAUUUAUCUUUAAGAUAUUUUCUAAUUUCUCUCCCUCAUGAGGAGGGAGGAUAAUGAAGUAAAAAGUAAUGGUAGACCUACCGAUUACUGAUAUCAUUUUUGUUUAGGAAUUAUUAAGUGAUUCUAACUCCCACAGUUGAUUUCUUCAAACCAAGCUGCUUACCUAUUGCAGAUUCAGUCUUCCCAGCCUGGUGCAGGUCUACAAUUUUGUUUCUGGUGUCCUUUGACAGCUCUUUGGUCUUGGCCAUAGUGGAGUUUGGAGUGUGACUGUUUGAGGUUGUGGACAGGUGUCUUUUUAUACUGAUAACAAGUUCAAACAGGUGCCAUUAAUACAGGUAACGAGUGGAGGACAGAGGAGCCUCUUAAAGAAGAAGUUACAGGUCUGUGAGAGCCAGAAAUCUUGCUUGUUUGUAGGUGACCAAAUACUUAUUUUCCACCAUAAUUUGCAAAUAAAUUCAUUAAAAAUCCUACAAUGUGAUUUUCUGGAUUUGUUUCUUCUCAAUUUGUCUGUCAUAGUUGACGUGUACCUAUAAUGAAAAUUACAGGCCUCUCAUCUUUUUAAGUGGGAGAACUUGCACAAUUGGUGGCUGACUAAAUACUUUUUUCCCCCACUGUAUAUGACAAGGGAACAUUCCCACCUCUUUCAUUGUCAAUAAUAACAUUUUGCCAAUAUUCUUGAUGAAGAAUUGUUAGUAAGCUCACUGGUUUGAGACCACAAAAAUAGCACUGCUAAUAGCUCAAUACUGGCGCCGACGAAGAUGGCGGCCUCGCGACUAGCUCUUAGGAAACUUUGCAGUAUUUAGUUUUUUUAUGUAUUUUUUUUAACAUUAUUAGCUCAAAGUGUUUUGCAUCAUUACAUACAGCCGGGAAAAACUAUUGGAUAUCAGAGCGGCGGUAACUCACCAGCAUUACGUCCAGGAAUACGACUUUCCCGAAGCAGAUCCUUUGUUUGCUCUCCCCAGGGCAACUGAACUGAUUCCAGCGGCUGACCCAAAACAUCGCCGGCGGAGGAGAGGCACUCGGAGCGGCCUGCUGGUCCGACUUUGGAUGCGCGCACACCACCCACCGCUUCCAAGUAUCCUACUCGCUAAUGUUCAAUCUUUGGUUAACAAAGUCGACAAACUAUGGGCAAGGAUUUCUUUCCAGAGAGACAUCAAGGCCUGUAACAUACUCUGUUUCACGGAAACAUGGCUCUCUUGGGAUAUUCUGUCGGAAUCGGUCCAGCCAGAUGGGUUCUCAGUUCAUUGCGCAGACAGGAAUAAAUAUCUCUCCGGGAAGCAGAAGGGCGGAGGUGUGUGAUUUCAUGAUUAACAACUUGUGGUGUAAUUGUGGUAACAUAGAGGAACUCGAGUCCUUCUGUUCACCUGACCUAGAAUAUCUCACAAUCAAAUGCCGACCGUAUUAUCUCCCAAGAGAAUUUUCUUCGGUUAUAGUCACGGCCGUGUAUAUCCCCCCUCAAGCCGAUACCACGACGGCCCUCAAAGAACUUCACUGGACCUUAUGCAAACUGGAAACCACAUAUCCUGAGGCUGCAUUUAUUGUAGCCAGGGAUUUUAAUAAAGCAAAUUUGAGGACUAGGCUGCCGAAGUUCUAUCAACAUAUCGACUGUUGUACUCGGGCUGCUAAAAUCCUCGACCAUUGCUAUUCAAACUUCCGGGAUGGUUAAAAGGAACUCCCCAGCCCUCCUUUCGGCAAAUCUGACCACGACUCCAUUUUGCUUCUCCCUUCCUAUAGGCAGAAACUCAAACAGGAAGUACCCGUGCUAAGGACUAUUCAACGCAGGUCUGACCAAUCGGAAUCCACGCUUCAAGAUUGUUUUGAUCACGCGGACUGGGAUAUGUUCCGGGUAGCUUUCGAAAAUAAUUUUGACAUAUACACUGAAACAGUGACUGAGUUUAUCAGGAAGUGUAUAGGUGAUGUUGUGCCCACUGUGACUAUUAAAACCUACCCUAACCAGAAACCGUGGAUAGACGCCAGCAUUUGCGCAAAUCUGAAAGCGCGAACCACUGCAUUCAACCAUGGCAAGGUGACUGGGAAUAUGGCCGAAUACAAACAGUGUAGCUACUUACUCCGCAAGGCAAUUAAACUGGCAACACAUCAGUAUAGAGACAAAGUGGAGUGGCAAUUCAGCGGCUCAGACACGAGACGUAUGUGGCAGGGUCUACAGACAAUCACGGACUACAAAAAGAAAACCAGCCACGUCGCCGACACUGAUGUCUCGCUUCCAGACAAGCGAAACACCUUCUUCGCCCGCUUUGAGGAUAACACUGCCACUGACGAGGCCCGCUACCAAGGACUGUGGCCUCUUCUUCUCCAUGGCCGACGUGAUUAAGACAUUUAAUCAUGUUAACCCCCGCAAGGCUGCCGGCCCAGACGGCAUCCCUAGCCGCAUCCUCAGACCAUGCGCAGACCAGCUGGCUGGUGUGUUCAGGGACAUAUUCAAUCUCUCCCUUUCCCAGUCUGCUGUCCCCACAUGCUUCAAGAUGGCCACAAUUGUUCCUGUACCCAAGAAAGCAAAGGUAACUGAACUAAAUGUCUAUCGCCCUGUAGCACUCACCUCUGUCAUCAUGAAGUGCUUUGAGAGACUAGUCAAGGAUCAUAUCACCUCUACCUUACCUGUCACCCUAGACCCACUUCAAUUUGCUUACCGCCCCAAUAGAUCCACAGACGAUGCAAUUGCCAUCACACUGCACACUGCCCUAUCCCAUCUGGACAAGAGGAAUACCUAUGUAAGAAUGCUGUUCAUUGACUAUAGCUCAGCAUUCAACACCAUAGUACCAUCCAAGCUCAUCAUUAAGCUCGAGGCCCUGGGUCUGAACCCCGCCCUGUGCAACUGGGUCCUGGACUUCCUGACGGGCCGCCCCCAGGUGGUGAAGGUAGUAAACAACAUCUCCACUUCGCUGAUCCUCAACACUGGGGCCCUACAAGGGUGCGUGCUCAGCCCCCUCCUGUACUCCCUGUUCACCCAUGACUGCGUGGCCAAGCACGCCUCCAACUCAAUCAUCAAGUUUGCAGACGACACAACAGUAGUAGGCUUGAUUACCAACAAUGAUGAGACCGCCUACAGGGAGGAGGUGAGGGCUCUGGGAGUGUGGUGCCAGGAAAAUAACCUCUCACUCAACAUCAACAAAACAAAGGAGAUGAUUGUGGACUUCAGGAAACAGCAGAGGGUGCACCCCCCUAUCCACAUCGACGUGACCGCAGUGGAGAAGGUGGAAAGCUUCAAGUUCCUUGGUGUACACAUCACCGACAAACUGAAAUGGUCCACCCACGCAGACAGUGUGGUGAAGAAGGCACAACAGAGCCUCUUCAACCUCAGGAGGCUGAAGAAAUGUGGCUUAUCACCUAAAACCCUCACAAACCUUUACAGAUGCACAAUUGAGAGCAUCCUGUCGGGCUGUAUCACCGCCUGGUACGGCAACUGCACCGCCCAUAACCGCAGGGCUCUCCAGAGGGUGGUGCGGUCUGCCGAACGCAUUACUGGGGGCAAACUUCCCGCCCUCCAAGGCACAUACAGCACCCGAUGUCACAGGAAGGCCAAAAAGAUAAUCAAGGACAUCAACCACCCGAGCCACUGGCUGUUCACCCCGCUAUCAUCCAGAAGGCGAGCUCAGUACAGGUGCAUCAAAGCUGGGACCGAGAGAAUGAAAAACAGCUUCUAUCUCAAGGCCAUCAGACUGUUAAAUAGCCAUCACUAGCACAUUAGAGGCUGCUGCUGCCUAUUGAAAUCACUGGCCACUUUAAGAAAUGGAACACUAGUCACUUUAAUAAUGUUUACAUAUCUUGCACUACUCAUCUCAUAUGUACAGUUGAAGUCGAAAGUUUACAUACACUUAGGUUGGAGUAAUUAAAACUUGUUUUUCAACCACUCCACAAAUUUCUUGUUAACAAACUAUAGUUUUGGCAAGUCGGUUAGGUAAUUUUUCCAACAAUUGUUUACAGACAGAUUAUUUCACUUAUAAUUCACUGUAUCACAAUUCCAGUGGGUCAGAAGUUUACAUACACUAAGUUGACUGUGCCUUUAAACAGCUUGGAAAAUUCCAGAAAAUAAUGUCAUGGCUUUAGAAGCUUCUGAUAGGCUAAUUGACAUCAUUUGAGUCAAUUGGAGGUGUAUCUGUGGAUUUAUUUCAAGGCCUACCUUCAAACUCAGUGCCUCUUUGCUUGACAUCAUGGGAAAAUCAAAAGAAAUCAGCCAAGACCUCAGAAAAAUAAUUAUAGACCUCCACAAGUCUGGUUCAUCCUUGGGAGCAAUUUCCAAAUGCCUGAAGGUACCACGUUCAUCUGUACAAACAAUAGUACGCAAGUAUAAACACCAUGGGACCACGCAGCCGUCAUACCGCUCAGGAAGGAGACGCGUUCUGUCUCCUAGAGAUGAACGUAUUUUGGUGCGAAAAGUGAAAAUCUAUCCCAGAACAACAGCAAAGGACCUUGUGAAGAUGCUGGAGGAAACAGGUACAAAAGUAUCUACAGUGGGGAGAACAAGUAUUUGAUACACUGCCGAUUUUGCAGGUUUUCCUACUUACAAAGCAUGUAGAGGUCUGUAAUUUUUAUCAUAGGUACACUUAAACUGUGAGAGACGGAAUCUAAAACAAAAAUCCAGAAAAUCACAUUGUAUGAUUUAUAAGUAAUUAAUUUGCAUUUUAUUGCAUGACAUAAGUAUUUGAUACAUCAGAAAAGCAGAACUUAAUAUUUGGUACAGAAACCUUUGUUUGCAAUUACAGAGAUCAUACGUUUCCUGUAGGUCUUGAACAGGGAUUUUGGCCCACUCCUCCAUACAGACCUUCUCCAGAUCCUUCAGGUUUCGGGGCUGUCGCUGGGCAAUACAGACUUUCAGCUCCCUCCAAAGAUGUUCUAUUGGGUUCAGGUCUGGAGACUGGCUAGGCCACUCCAGGACCUUGAGAUGCUUCUUACGGAGCCACUCCUUAGUUGCCCUGGCUAUGUGUUUCGGGUCGUUGUCAUGCUGGAAGACCCAGCCACGACCCAUCUUCAAUGCUCUUACUGAGGGAAGGAGGUUGUUGGCCACACAUGGCUCCAUCCAUCCUCCCCUCAAUACGGUGCAGUCGUCCUGUCCCCUUUGCAGAAAAGCAUCCCCAAAGAAUGAUGUUUCCACCUCCAUGCUUCACGGUUGGGAUGGUGUUCUUGGGGUUGUACUCAUCCUUAUUCUUCCUCCAAACACGGCGAGUGGAGUUUAGACCAAAAAGCUCUAUUUUUGUCUCAUCAGACCACAUGACCUUCUCCCAUUCCUCCUCUGGAUCAUCCAGAUGGUCAUUGGCAAACUUCAGACGGGCCUGGACAUGCGCUGGCUUGAGCAGGGGGACCUUGCGUGCGCUGCAGGAUUUUAAUCCAUGACGGCGUAGUGUGUUACUAAUGGUUUUCUUUGAGACUGUGGUCCCAGCUCUCUUCAGGUCAUUGACCAGGUCCUGCCGUGUAGUUCUGGGCUGAUCCCUCACCAUCCUCAUGAUCAUUGAUGCCCCACGAGGUGAGAUCUUGCAUGGAGCCCCAGACUGAGGGUGAUUGACCGUCAUCUUGAACUUCUUCCAUUUUCUAAUAAUUGCGCCAACAGUUGUUGCCUUCUCACCAGGCUGCUUGCCUAUUGUCCUGUAGCCCAUCCCAGCCUUGUGCAGGUCUACAAUUUUAUCCCUGAUGUCCUUACACAGCUCUCUGGUCUUGGCCAUUGUGGAGAGGUUGGAGUCUGUUUGAUUGAGUGUGUGGACAGGUGUCUUUUAUACAGGUAACGAGUUCAAACAGGUGCAGUUAAUACAGGUAAUGAGUGGAGAACAGGAGGGCUUCUUAAAGAAAAACGAACAGGUCUGUGAGAUCCGGAAUUCUUACUGGUUGGUAGGUGAUCAAAUACUUAUGUCAUGCAAUAAAAUGGUAAUUAAAUACUUAAAAAUCAAACAAUGUCAUUUUCUGGAUUUUUGUUUUAGAUUCAGUCUCUCACAGUUGAAGUGUACCUAUGAUAAAAAGUAAAGACCUCUACGUGCUUUGUAAGUAGGAAAACCUGCAAAAUCGGCAGUGUAUCAAAUACUUGUUCUCCCCACUGUAUAUCCACAGUAAAACAAGUCCUAUAUCGACAGAACCUGAAAGGCCGCUCAGCAAGGAAGAAGCCACUGCUCCAAAACCGCCAUAAAAAAGCCAGACUAUGCUUUGCAACUGCACAUGGGGACAAAGAUCGCAGUUUUUGGAGGAAUGUCCUCUGGUCUGAUGAAACAAAAAUAGAACUGUUUGGCCAUAAUGACCAUCGUUGUGUUUGGAGGAAAAAGGGGAUAGCUUGCAAGCCGAAAAACACCAUCCCAACCGUGAUGCACGGGGGUGUCAGCAUCAUGCUGUGGGGGUGCUUUGCUUCAGGAGGGACUGGUGCACUUCACAAAAUAGAUGGCAUCAUGAGGAAGGAAAAUUAUGUGGAUAUAUUGAAGCAACAUCUCAAGACAUCAGUCAGGAAGUUAAAGCUUGGUCGUAAAUGGGUCUUCCAAAUGGACAAUGACCCCAAGCAUACUUCCAAAGUUGUGGCAAAAUGACUUAAGGACAACAAAGUCAAGGUAUUGGAGUGGCCACCACAAAGCCCUGACCUCAAUCCUAUAGAAAAUUUGUGGGCAGAACUGAAAAAGCGUGUGCGAGCAAGGAUAGAUACUUUUUGUAAUGGGGCGGCGGGUAGCUUAGUUGUUAAGAGCGUUGUGCCAGUAACCGAAAGGUCGCUGGUUCUAAUCCCCAAGCCGACUAGGUGAAAAAUCUGUCUGUGCCCUUGAGCAAGGCACUUAACCCUAAUUGCUCCUGUAAGUCACUCUGGAUAAGAGCGUCUGCUAAAUGACCUAUUUAUUUAUUUAUUUAUUAAGGAGGCCUACAAACUUGACUCAGUUACACCAGCUCUGUCAGGAGGAAUGGGCCUAAAUUCACCCAACAUAUUGUGGGAAGCUUGUGGAAGGCUACCCAAAACGAUUGACCCAAGUUAAACAAUUUGAAGGCAAUGCUACCAAAUACUAAUUGAGUGUAUGUAAACUUCUGACCCACUGGGAAUGUGAUGAAAGAAAUAAAAGCUGAAAUAAAUCAUUCUCUCUACUAUUAUUCUGACAUUUCACAUUCUUAAAAUAAAAUGGUGAUCCUAACUGACCUAAGACAGGGAAUUUUUACUAGGAUUAAAUGUCAGGAAUUGUGAAAAACUGAGUUUAAAUGUAUUUGGCUAAGGUGUAUGUAAACUUCCGACUUCAACUGUAUAUACUGCAUUCUAUUCUAAAAUAUGAUUCUGUAUCUUAGUCCAUGCCGCUCUGCCAUUGCUUGUCUAUAUAUGUAUAUAUUAUUAAAUCCCAUUCCUUACUUUUUUGUGUGUAUUGGGUAUAUGUUGUGAUAUUGUUAGAUAUUACUGCACUGUCGGAGCUAGAAGCACAAGCAUUUAGUUACACCCGCUAUAACAUCUGCUAAACACGUGUAUGUGACAAAUACAAUUAGAUUUGAUUUGAAAAUACUGUGAUUGAAUAUUUUUUUCUCCAGAAAUUACAUUAUUUGAAAAUGUAAGUUCAUUAUCAUUUAAACACACUUUCUACCUGGUUUAAGUUAUUUAAGUCCAGGCUGGAGUAUUUAUUCAUUGUAAAAAAUAUAUAUAUAUACAGCUCUGGAAAAAAUUAAGAGACCACUGCAAUUUUUUAUUAAAUCAGCAUCUCUACAUGUAUGACAGACAUUCCAUUCCAGUGUCUGUUGAAUUCCAACACAGGCACACCUCAUUCUACUGAAUUAGGUACUGAUUAGGUGAUCACCUGAACCAAAUCUUAUUUAACGAGGAAAAGUAUAAAAACCACUGCUGUGGUCAUCACUAUUCUCUUGCAAUAGGACCAGCUGGAUGGCAAAAACAGUGCUAAAAGUACCUCAAAAGUAAUAUUAAUACAAAAAUAACUAUUGACCAUGCCAAAAGAGUUGAAAAGGAAAGUUUUAAGUGAGAAAAAGAAGGGUUCAAUUCUGGCUUUACUGGCAGAGGGAUACAGUGAGCGUCAGGUUGCUUCCAUCCUUAAAAUUUCAAAGACGGCGGUUCAUAAGAACAAGGUCAAGCAGCAGACAUUGGGGACAACAAAGCUACAGACCGGCAGAGGGCGAAAAUGACUCUCUACUGACCGGGAUGACCGCCAACUCAUUUGAAUGUCACUCAACAACUGUAGGAUGACAUCAAGUGACCUACAAAAAGAAUGGCAAACGGCAGCUGGGGUGAAGUGCACGGCGAGGACGGUUCGAAACAGGCUCCUAGGGGCAGGGCUGAAGUCGUGCAAAGCUAGAAAAAAGCCCUUCAUCAAUGAGAAGCAAAGAAGAGCCAGGCUGAGGUUUGCAAAAGACCAUAAGGAUUGGACCGUAGAGGACUGGAGUAAGGUCAUCUUCUCUGAUGAGUCCAAUUUUCAGCUUUGCCCAACACCUGGUUGUCUAAUGGUUAGACGGAGACCUGGAGAGGCCUACAAGCCACAGAGUCUCGCACCCACUGUGAAAUUUGGUGGAGGAUCGGUGAUAAUCUGGGGGUGCUUCAGCAAGGAUGGAAUCGGGCAGAUUUCUUUGUGAAGGACGCAUUAAUCAAUCCACGUACAAGGUUGUCCUGGAAGAAAAAUUGCUUCCUUUUGCUCUGACAUUGUUCCCCAACUCUGAGGAUUGGUUUUUCCAGCAGGACAAUGCACCAUGCCACACAGCCAGGUCAAUCAAGGGGUGGAUGGAGGACCACCAGAUCAAGACCCUGUCAUGACCAGCCCAAUCUCCAGACCUGAACCCCAUUGAACAUUUCUGGAAUGUGAUCAAGAGGAAGAUUGAUGGUCACAAGCCAUCAAACAAAGCCGAGCUGCUUGAGUUUUUGCGCCAGGAGUGGCAUAAAGUCACCAAACAUCAAUGUGAAAGACUGGUGGAGAGCAUGCCAAGACGCAUGAAAGCUGUGAUUAAAUCAGGGUUAUUCCACCAAAUAUUGAUUUCUGAACUCUUCCUAAAUUAAACAUUAGUAUUGUGUUGUUUAAAAAUGAUCAGUAACUUAUUUUCUUUGCAUUAUUCGAGGUCUGACAACACUGCAUAUUUUUUGUAAUUUUGACCAGUUGUCAUUUUCUGCAAAUAAAUGCUCUAAAUGACUAUUUUUAUUUGGAAUUUGGGAGAAAUGUUGUCAGUAGUUUAUAGAAUAAAACAAAAAUGUUUAUUUUACACAUACAUAUAAAUAGUAUAACCAGAGAAACUGAUCAUUUUGCAGUGGUCUCUUAAUUUUUUCCAGAGCUAUAUGUGUAUAUUUAUAUAUUUUUUUACUCAGACACCCGCGAUGCAUUCAAGACCUCGGGUCACGACCCGCCAGUUGAGAAUCGUUGCUCUACUGUACUCUGCUCUGAUGUCCAAACUUGUGAAACAUGAGGAGAAUGACAUUCAUAUCCAUAAUUAUGCAUUUCUGUUUAGUGUUUAGACCAGGGAUCUUCAAUUCCGGUCCGAAACACCUCUGUUUUUCAUCCUCUCCUUCUAAUCAGGGGCUAAUUCAGACCUGGGACACCAGGUGAGUGCAAUUAACUACCAGGUAGAAAUAAAAAAACAGAAGCGUUUCGGCCCUCCAGGACCGGAAUUGAAGAACCCUGGUUUAGACCCAUGAUGUACUGUAAUUCCAUUACCGGGUGUAAAUCCACUUCACUUACUGUAGUUCAAUAACAAAAAUAUUUGUUCAAACUCAACGUGCCAUGUCAUAGCUGAAACCCCAUUCCUUCUGCAAACAUCUUUGAAUCUUAAUUCGGAGCAGAUAUUUAAAGAGUUUUUGGGAAAUGUGGUCGCAUAAAAACCUGAUGGAGAUUUUACCGUAAUUAUGUUACCAAAGUUUGCAUCUGCACAGUUCUUCCACUGAAUUAGUUUUUGUAAAUUUGUCUGUGGAAAUUGUUUUAAGUAGUCCUUGUGCAUUGAGUUGUAUGGUUUGUUAAACUUUGAAAUCAAUGUUUUUUGUUUGGCAUACAUUUUAAAGUGGAAAAAACUGAGUCAAAGCGUAAUUCCGUUAUCGUGGAAUUGCCCAAAAACUUUAGGCCUAUUUGACCUUCAGCUUUGGUGCUCUCCCUUCUGUCUACGAUCUACAUUGUCCUCUUGCAUUAUGUUAAUAGUCUAUCGACCACAUAUUUAUUGAAAUAGGCUAUGGCAAAUAGGAAUAGGCCAUUUGGUAUGUCGUCUGGCUCUGCGCUGCCCUGUUGUGCGCACUUUACUGCACGGUGCCAGUCAAGAUCAAAUAGGCUAAACUAUCAUCUCUCACAUCACGAUGUCGUCACCAUUGACGAUGGCUGACAAGCAUAGUUGAUUUACGAUUCUAUCGUAAUAUUGCCCAACCCUAUUGGACAGUGCAAGAAGCGAUUUCAGACAGCGAUACCAGUGGUCCUGAGAGCGAGAGAGAAUCUGGUGACAAACUGGUGUCUUGUUGCUGGUGCUACGGGAGAAUAGUGUUGUCUGCACUGGUUGCUGCUGGUGGGGGGUGGGGGGGAGUGGUGUCUGCACAGACAGUUGAGGCUGGUGCCAUCAGUGUUUUCCAUAAGCGCCGGCUGUCGAUAAGACUCAUUAUCAGACAGCUACUUUUUCCACUUCAUAAAUUAAGGCAACAGUAAAUAUGUUGUUCCCCACAAAUGAUGCAGCAGCCGCCCCCUUGGGCUAUUCAGUGGAUCUCUUUGGCAAGACUCAUAAUUUACCCAAGUUUCGUCAAAAUCGAGCCAGUGGUGUCUGAGAUAUUGUGUGGGUUAGCUAUACUCAUCCCUGAGUAUAUGUGCCAAAUUUAAUCACUCUGAGUCAAACAGAUCAAGAGACAUAAACAUGUACCCGUUAUAUCACCACCGUGUGGUCGAUAUGACUGUUCUUGCAUAUGUUGAUUCUUGACAGUGUUUGCAAUGUGUACCAAAUCUUGUUACAAUACGAAUGUCCUUGACUGAUUUAUAUGCAAUUAUGUGUUAGACCACGCCCAUGUGAAUGUUCAUUGGUCAAUAUCGGCCAUAUUGUUUUAUGUACUAGUCUGGAAAAUAUUGCGCUGAGAGAGAGAGAGACCUUUGGCCAUAGAUGCCACAUAUCAAGUCUCGUGCAGAUCGGUCAUUCAGUGCAAGAAGUGUAGCAUUUUAAGUGUGUUUCGUAAAAUUCAAAAUAGCAGAAAAUCCAUCAUGGCGAACCUUAUUGGUCCCAGAGGCAAAUUUGGACCUACAGUGCAUUCGGAAAGUAUUCAGACCCCUUGACUUUUUCCACAUUUUGUUACGUUACAGCCUUAUUCUAAAAUUGAUUAAAUAAUUUUUCUCUCAUCAAUCUACGCACACUACCCUAUAAUGACAAAGCAAAAACUGGUUUUUAGACAUUUUAGCAAAUUUAUUGAAAAUAAAAACUGAUAUCACAUUUACAUAAGUAUUCAGACCCUUUACUCAGUACUUUGUUGAAGCACAUUUGGCAGCGAUUACAGCCUCGAGUCUUCUUGGGUAUGACACUACGAGCUUGGCACACCUGUAUUUGGGGAGUUUCUCCCAUUCUUCUCGGCAGAUCCUCUCAAGCUCUGUCAGGUUGGAUGGGGAGCGUCGCUGCACAGCUAUUUUCAGGUCUCUCGAGAGAUGUUCGAUCGGGUUCAAGUCCGGGCUCUGGCUGGGCCACUCAAGGACAUUCAGAGACUUGUCCUGAAGCCACUCCUGCAUUGUCUUGGCUGUGUGCUUAGGGUCGUUGUCCUGUUGGAAGGUUAACCUUCGCCCCAGUUUGAGGUCCUGAGCACUCUGGAGCAGGUUUUCAGCAAGGAUCUCUCUGUACUUUGCUCCGUUCAUCUUUCCUCCAAACGUGGCGCUUGGCAUUAGGCCAAAGAGUUCAAUCUUGGUUUCAUCAGACCAGAGAAUCUUGUUUCUCAUGGUCAGAGAGUCCUUUAGGUGAAUUUUGCAUUGUUUCUCAUGGUCAGAGAGUCCUUUAGGUGCAUUUUGGCAAACUCCAAGCAGGCUGUCAUGUGUCUUUUACUGAGGAGUGGCUUCCGUCUGGCCACUCUACCAUAAAGGCCUGAUUUGGUGGAGUGCUGCAGAGAUGGUUGUCUUUCUGGAAGGUUCUCCCAUCUCCACAAAGGAACUCUGAAGCUCUGUCAGAGUGACCAUCGGGUUCUUGGUCACCUCCCUGACCAAGGCCCUUCUUCCCCCCCGAUUGCUCAGUUUGGCCAGGCAGCCAGCUCUAAGAAGAGUCUUGGUGGUUCCAAACUUCUUCCAUUUAAGAAUGAUGGAGGCCACUGUAUUCUUGGGGACCUUCAAUGCUGCAGAAAUGUUUUGGUAUCCUUCCCCAGAUCUGUGCCUCGACACAAUCCUGUCUCUGAGCUCUACGGACAAUUCCUUCGACCUCAUGGCUUGGUUUUUGCACUGACAUGCACUGUCAACCCCGUGGGACCUUAUAUAGACAAACAUUUCUAAAGACCUGUUUUCGCUUUGUCAUUAUGGGGUAUUGUGUGUAGAUUGAUGAGGAUUUUAAAAAAUCCAUUUUAGAAUAAGGCUGUAACAUAACAAAAUGUGGAAAAGGGGAAGGGGUCUGAAUACUAUAUAAUUUCAUAAAUGCUACAUCGCUAUGGCAAGACGCAUCAUUCACCCAAGUUUCGGCAAAAUCGGGCCAGUGCUUUCUGAGAUUUCACAUGCGACUAAUGCCCUGUACACAUUGUGACGUAUUUCAUUCCGCCGUAUGUCAUCUUCACAGAGUCUUGCUCCGCUAAUAUAUGGACAAGUGUAGUGUUUGUAACGCAAGAUGGAGGAGAGCCUGUCUCUCGUCAGAGAUCACAUUUAUUUUGAGAGAUUGCUGAAUAUGACCUUUUCAUUGAAGACAGGAUAAAUAUAUUGUUUCAGAUUUAAUUUUUGCCACAAUACAUUAAAUCGAAAGAGUAGACUACUCGUUUUUCUGACUAGAUUACCUAUCUACAGCCUUCCCUCAAAGUUCCUCCACAGUGAUUGAUUGACAGGUCUUAAACCCUACCGACUCUGUGACUCACAAACAUCCUGCCCCUCCCCUGACAAUCCCACCGACAGUGAUUGAUUGACAGGCCAAAAUGUUACAGGGAUAGUUCACCUAAAUAACAAAAUGACACUGGUUUCCUUACCCUAAGUGCACCCAGCCCGGAACUACCUGGCUGGCUACUUUUUUGAUUUGGAUGGCUACUCCAUGUACUUAUGGAAAACACUGUGCCAGUAGGGAUCCCCCUGUACUGUACUGUACUGUGCUGAGAUUGGGAUACAGAGCAAGACUGAAUCCUCUGAAGGCGUUACUGCAUCUUGGCACCUCAUCAUGUCUGAGACUGUUUGUCAUCCACAGUCAUGCGUAUUAGUUUUAUAACCUCUGUUCCCUAGCUUCUGUUGCAUUUGUCAUCAUCGGGAUAAUUUAAAUAGCUCAUCACUGUCUCUCUCGUGAUCUGUUUUUCCAAACAGUUAUUUGUGUGUGUGUGAUUUUUGGUUAAGGACCAUAAUUAGGCAAGCUAAGUGUAUUAUGAUGAUGACAGACUUGGUGCCUGUAUCCUGUGUCAUCUCUUCUGUCUGAAUGACCCAGGACAUUUGCAUCUUCUCCAGUGAAAAGUCUCACAAGCUAUGGCCUGACACUGUGCUCCUGCUGCUGUGCAGUUGUACUCAACAAUGAAUCAAGCAAUAUGUGAAUUGUACUUUCUUGUACACUGCAAAACUGUUCUGUUACUAUAACCUCCUGCAUUCCCCUGAACUCUUAAAGGGAUACUUCAGGGUUUUGGCAAUGAAGCCCUACUUCCCCAGAGUCGGAUGAACUCGUGGAUACCAUUUUUAUGUCUCUACCUCCCGUACGAAGGAAGUUAGAGGAUGUUUCGUGAGCCAAUUCUAACUAGCAUUAGCAUAAAGCAAAGACUGGAAGUCUCCGGGCACAAACCACUCAGAUAAUUGAGUGAGGAUCAGAAAGGAUCUCAUGCAGUGUCGCUGCUGGAAUAGCCUAUUGGUAGGGAUGUAAUGUAUUUAGAUACGUAUUGAAUUGUCUUGAAAAGGAAAGAUGCACAUCCCUACCUAAUAGUUCUGAGUGAUGUCUUCUAUCGCCUACUGACAUAAACAGGACCCCCCUCUGUCUUGGUCUGGAGGUUGCCUCAGGGCAAUUCCAUGCUAACGGAGUGACGCUGAUAGUCCGAUUUUUCACUUUCAAAUGUAUGUCAAACAAAAACCAAUGAUUGCAAAGUUAAACAAACCAUAGUACUCUAUGCCCAAGGACUAGAGUUGGGCGAUAUGGCCAAAAUAUCAUAUCACAAUAUUUGUCAAUUUUUUUAAUGGUAUUUUAUGUUUUUGAAUAAUACAAGUUAUAAAUAUGCUUCAUGUGUAGUACAUGACCCUAGGGUGGAUAUACACUGCUCAAAAAAAUUAAGGGAACACUAAAAUAACACAUCCUAGAUCUGAAUGAAUCAAAUAAUCUUAUUAAAUACUUUUUUCUUUACAUAGUUGAAUGUGCUGACAACAAAAUCACACAAAAAUGAUCAAUGGAAAUCAAAUGUAUCAACCCAUGGAGGUCUGGAUUUGGAGUCACCCUCAAAAUUAAAGUGAAAAACCACACUACAGGCUGAUCCAACUUUGAUGUAAUGUCCUUAAAACAAGUCAAAAUGAGACUCAGUAGUGUGUAUGGCCUCCACGUGCCUGUAUGACCUCCCUACAACGCCUGGGCAUGCUCCUGAUGAGGUGGCGGAUGGUCUCCUGAGGGAUCUCCUCCCAGACCUGGACUAAAGCAUCCGCCAACUCCUGGACAGUCUGUGGUGCAACGUGGCGUUGGUGGAUGGAGCGAGACAUGAUGUCCCAGAUGUGCUCAAUUGGAUUCAGGUCUGGGGAACGGGCGGGCCAGUCCAUAGCAUCAAUGCCUUCCUCUUGCAGGAACUGCUGACACACUCCAGCCACAUGAGGUCUAGCAUUGUCUUGCAUUAGGAGGAACCCAGGGCCAACCGCACCAGCAUAUGGUCUCACAAGGGGUCUGAGGAUCUCAUCAACAUGGAGGGCUGUGCGGCCCACAAAGAAAUGCUACCCCACACCAUGACUGACCCACGUCAAACCGGUCAUGCUGGUGGAUGUUGCAGGCAGCAGAACGUUCUCCACGGCGUCUCCAGACUCUGUCACGUCUGUCACGUGCUCAGUGUGAACCUGCUUUCAUCUGUGAAGAGCACAGGGCACCAGUGGUGAAUUUGCCAAUCUUGGUGUUCUCUGGCAAAUGCCAAACAUCCUGCACGGUGUUGGGCUGUAAGCACAACCCCCACCUGUGGACGUCGGGCCCUCAUACCACCCUCAUGGAGUCUGUUUCUGACCGUUUGAGCAGACACAUGCACAUUUGUGGCCUGCUGGAGGUCAUUUUGCAGGGCUCUGGCAUGCUCCUCCUGCUCCUCCUUGCACAAAGGCGGAGGUAGCAGUCCUGCUGCUGGGUUGUUGCCCUCCUACGGCCUCCUCCACGUCUCCUGGUGUACUGGCCUGUCUCCUGGUAGCGCCUCCAUGCUCUGGACACUACGCUGACAGACACAGCAAACCUUCUUGCCACAGCUCGCAUUGAUGUGCCAUCCUGGAUGAGCUGCUUACCUGAGCCACUUGUGUGGGUUGUAGACUCCGUCUCAUGCUACCACUAGAGUGAAAGCACCGCCAGCAUUCAAAAGUGACCAAAACAUCAGCCAGGAAGCAUAGGAACUGAGAAGUGGUCUGUGGUCACCACCUGCAAAACCAGUCCUUUAUUGGGGGGUGUCUUGCUAAUUGCCUAUAAUUUCCACCUGUUGUCAAUUCCAUUUGCACAACAGCAUGUGAAAUGUAUUGUCAAUCAGUGUUGCUUCCUAAGUGGACAGUUUGAUUUCACAGAAGUGUGAUUGACUUGGAGUUACAUUGUGUGGUUUAAGUGUUCCCUUUAUUUUUUUGAGCAGUGUAUAUACUUUUUUAAUUAAAUUGUUUUAAUUCUCUUCUGAUUGUUUCAAACUUCAACCAAAAAUUAUUUUCAGAAUUUUUAUCAAUUACUGCGUUUCCUGCACUUAAGUGUUCCUUUAUCCGAAUAGCUAUUCUCCUCUAUAGCUAGUUUUCCAUCCAAUUUGCGACAGAUUUCCAUGCGAAUAUUCUAAAAUCUGCAUAAAACAAUAUGCACAUUUUCCCUCCAGAGAUGUUUCCAUCAAACUGACUCAUUACGGAUAAAAGUGACGUAGUGCACAUAAAAAUAACGUUUGAGGUUAAAUUCCCAUGUACCGAAUGAAAAAUACAAGUUAAAUGGGUUUCCAUCGCAUUUUCAACUCUACUGAUGGUUUUGUCACAAACUGUUGCAUUAUAUAGCAAACAUGCCCACUCUGGUCUUGGCACGUGUGCUCUAGCCAACAUCUCGUGCAUACAUUGCGGGUAGGCUACCUGCAUAAUGAGAUUAUUAUGGAUAAGAGCAAUUUUUAUUUUUUUGGUCAAACGGCAGCCAAGCAUCAUCAUGUCACCAGAAUAAGAUAUUUAUUGGAAAGGAGCAUCAAGCUCGUGCGCUUUCACCACCCUGUGAAGUUCGUCAUAACUUAUUUCAUCUGUAGCCUAAUAAACUGCAUGGUUUUCCGAGUCGUAGUGGAAGGACCACACAACAUAUCAUCGCGUGACUCCAAGUUUACUUCAAUAUUAUGGUUAUUAUAUGAAUAUUUGCUGCAUAAAGGCGCUUCCGCUGCUAUUUUUUGCAUAAUUCAUUUUACAGAAACAAAAAGAUCCCACCAUGUCGAACAAACUAAUUGUCUGUCGGCAUUUAUAAAGUUGUACCGACAUAUCCUGUUUCCAUCAGCCCAGUCGUGACUUUUUUCAUGCGUCAUGUAAUUCAUCCACAUGAAAUGGUUGGAUGGAAACCUGGUUAAUGACCAUGUAUUUUCAAUGCAUUUAAUGGCAGUUUUACUUUCGCCACAAGUAGCAGUGUGCAGAUAUCUAAGGUUAUUUUGACACCGACGCUGCCUCACAGGCAAGUUUCACAACAAAAAACUACAUGUGCGCUCUUUCGGCGCCUCCACUGCCUCACAGGCAUGAUUCAUGGCAAAAAAGUACCUAGAAUGCGCUCUAGAAGCUCUUGACGAUCUCCGCUGUUAGCAGUCUUUUACUGGCGGUAAGAACGGAUGAUUUCCAUCAUUGUUAGAGUUUAAUCACUCAAUUAUUACAUUUAACAAACCAAACAUUGUAAUACCGUUAUGUAAGGUAAGGUAAAAAUCCAAACCGGUCCGUGCAUCAAUAGUAAAAUACGUUUUACUGGCCAGCCCUAACAAGGACUACUUUGAACAAUUUCCACAAACAUUUUUCCAAAAACACAUUUACUUGAAGUUUGGUAACAGAAUGACAGUUUGUGCUGGACUCCCAUGGAGUGUUUAACUUUGCAAUCAUUGUUUUUUGUUUGACAUACAUUUUGUGUGAAGAAUCUGAGUCUGUGCCACUGUUACUGUGGAACUGCCCCUCAGUACUGGUGCUGUGCACUGGCCUUCUCUACUCCUCCUUAAUUAUGUCUCUUAUUUUCCUCUCAAAGAUAUAAUGCAGCAGCCAAUGAUGCCGCAGUACAAGAUGUCCCAGAAUUCCAUGCAUGGGAGUCCGGCGUCGACAAACUACCAGCAAACCACUAUUUCACACAGCCCUUCUAGGUAUGACAAUAAAUUGCUCAUUCAAUAUGCUGUAAUGUUAGUGAGUCCUCUGCUAGUUCAUUCAAUACUUCUGUCAACUUCUGAGAGUUGCAGAUUCCCUUGGAAUUGACAUGUUCUUCUCAUCCUCUUCCUCUACAGUCGCUUUGCCCCUCCACAGAUGGGGUCAGGUGCCAGGUUCACGCCCCAGCAGAACAGCCCUGUGCCCAGCCCCUACGCCCCCCAAAGCCCUGCUGCUUACAUGCAGCAGUACCCUCACCCACCCAGCUACUCUCAGCACCAACAGAUCCAGCAAGGUGGGGCUGCACUUCUGCUUUUGUAUAGGAACAUGAUACAUGAUGGGGAACCUACCAACUGAUUCUCAAAUAACCAUACUGUAACUAACUAUUAUGCAUGUCAUGAUGUUGAUUCUCUGCUGAAGACCGUGUAGAAUUUGUACAUAUGGACAGAAGGGCUCCAUGCAUUAUAAACCAACACAGUUUACCCAGGUGUGUUGUGUUGAUGUUCUGUGGUCGUAGAGCUUCAUUCUUCCCCUGUCCUUUCACCUGCAUCCUCUUUUUCAGGAAGCCCCCAGAGGCCUGUGCAGCCCUGCCUAGAGGUGCAGACCCAGCCCCAGGCCUCCCCCCACCAGAACCCCUCCACCCCAACCUUAGGUACGGGAAAACCCUGGGGACAUCAUAUCAAAUAUCCACUCUCCAGCCCCAUCACCUCAAAGCUGUGACCCAUCGGCUUGUGUCUCUGUGACGUAUUAUUUGCAUCACAAAAUAUCCAUGCUCUGUCUAUGCAAUUGCAAACUGUAUUUAUAACAAUAGAGGAUGCAGUGUUGGUUUGCAGUGCACACUUGCUCGCUGCAAGAUUCCUGUGGAUUGGCAUAAUUUGUCAGGUCUCCUUUCUUUGGUGUUUUUGUUUUAUUACUUGUUUAUUUGCAUUCAUUCUACCUGUUGAAUAAGAUGAUUAACAGGUGAACCAGUGUUUAGUAUGGCUUUUGCGUAGCUGCAAGGUAAUUGAAUGAAGGUUGAUUGAUUGUAUCUGGGAUUUAUUUUGGUGUCUGUUCAGUUGCCAGUCCCAUGGUUCCUGGCGGCAUGCGGAACAUCCACGACAACAAGGUCUCUGGGCAAAUUUCAAGCAACUCAGCCAAUCACAAUGCCAGACAUGGCUCGAACGAAGACUACAUGAACAUAGUCCACAGACUAGGGAAUGAGGUAAACACAAGAAAUUAUUCAUACCAAGAUGAAACUACCAAGCAAAGAUACCAUUUUGACAUGAAAUACAAUUUCCUCUCUUGGAUCCUCAUUGCUGGUACACUGCCUGAAUGUAUUUGUUGUGUGGAGUUGUAUCCACCAGUGCUGCUUUAGUUAUAUAUAUCUGAUUCAUGUUUUUCCCAGGAGAGUGAUCCUUCCAUGAGAAAUGCCUCCUUUGCACUCCGUUCGCCCCAGUCUGUUUGUUCCCCUGCUGGCAGCGAAGGGACCCCAAAAGGUAUACCAACAGAGACCGCUAAUAUGCAUGAUCAUGCUGUGGACUGGAAAUCAUGAGUAAACCUACUUAUUCUAUGCCAAGUGUUCAUGCCUGGAUCAUAUUCAUGUUCAUAUUUGUAAAAAACCACACACAAUUUAUUUGUAUUAAUUUUUUUGGUUUCUGCAGGGUCACGACCUAGCCUCAUCCUUCAGUCCCCACACCCUUACGCUUCCCCCCGUGAAGGCGCUCCCGACCUCCUCCUGGACUCUCCUGACUGCAAGAAGAAGCAGAAGAAGCUAACUAAAGAGGAGAAGGAGCAGUUGGAUAAAGCUGCUAUGUACGACAUCGUCAGCUCUCCCUCUAAAGACUCUACCAAGCUGACGCUCAAACUGUCCCGGGUGAAGUCCUCCGAGAUGGACCAGUCCGGAGAGCUCCUACCUGGCGCAGAGGACCAGGACACUGACCUGGCCUACAACAGCCUGCAGUUCUCCCGGACGCAGCAGGACCCUGCCCACAGGUUAGGGCCAGGCCAGGGGGAGCAGUCAGGCUACCAGCAGGUCCCUGUGCUCCAGAACACUAAGCAGGCUGGAGGGGUGAUCAGCGGAGCUGUGUACGACGAUGCUGAGAUGGACGCGCUCGCUGAGAUCGAGAGGAUAGAACGGGAGACGCUCAUAGAAAGGGAGCGCUGCUCCAAAGAGGUUCAGGAUAAAGGUGAGUUUACAUUCACUAUUGCACUUAAAAAUCUAUCAUAAAAAAUAUUUUUCAGUGUGCUGAGAAAUAGGAGAAAUAACUUGCUGAUAAAAAUAAGUCCUAUGUCAGAAUAUUUUCUGAGCAAUGGUUUCCUCACUGCAGACAAGCCACUGAAGAAGCGGAAGCAGGACUCGUAUCCCCAAGAGCCUGGAGCUGGAGGUACAGCAGGGGCAACUCAGCCUGGCGUGGGAGGGGGCAAUGCUGGCAGCAAGCUGGCACCCCAGGAGGCUAGUGCUGCCAGUAAUGGUGCCAGCCGGCCUGCCCUAAUGGUCAGCAUCGACCUGCAGCAAGCAGGCAGAGCUGACGGGCAGCCAGAGGUGAACAUAGGCACCCCCACCCCUGCCCUGGAGGCCCAGCGCUGGCCUGAGGAACGCCUGGGUCCUGGGGACGGCUCCGACUCCACUGGAGUCCUGCGGCUAAACUCCAAGACAGAAGGAGACACACUACAGACUGCAGAUGUCCGGCCAGAGUUCAUCAAGCAGCGUGCCGACACCCCCAAGAAGCUGGGCCCUGACGUCCGACCAGAGACCCCCAAACACAAGCACGAAAACAGACGAGACUCGUCCAAACACCGACACGAUAGCAAACCUGACAACAGUAAGGCCCGCUCUGAGGGCAGGACGCCUGACACGCCACGACAACGGCACGAGGGUCGCUCAGACUCUGGUCACAGGGAGGACAGGUCCCGGGACAGUGACCCAUCCCGCAUCCGCAGGCCAGAGACCCCCAGCAAGUCCAGCAGGGGGGAACAUGACUCCAAACAUGGACGGGACAGAGACCGGGUGCGGGGGGAUAAGGACAGGGAGAGGAAACACAGGACAGAGGCAGGGGAACCACGGGACCGACGAUCUCCAGAGCAGCGCUCCAGGCCAGAGAGCCCGCGGGUUAAGCAGGAAGGCCGAGUGGGGGUGGACCCCAGUGGGCGCCAGAGGACUGACAGGCCAGGCCCAAACCUCAAAUCUCCCAAUAAAGAGGAGAGGAGGAGUGGGGAGGAGAAGAGGAGUGGGGAGGAGAGGAGGAGUGGGGACGGCAGCAGGAACCGACAGGACUCCAAGCAGCAACAGCAGCCUGCUGAAAACAAACAGGAGUUCCCUGCUUACCUGCUUGGGGGCAUAAAGUCUGGAGGCUUUAAGAACUUUGUGAUUCCCAAGGUGAAGCGGGAUAAGGAUGGGCAUGUAUUGGCAGCUGAGAUGAGGAAGCCUUCUCUGGGGUCUGUAGUGGAGGGCUGGAAGGAGCCCCGGGUCAAGCUGGAGCGACUGGGGCUGGUAGAGAAGAUGAAGACAGCAGCCAAACCUGUUGUGGUGCUGCAGAAACUCAGCAUCGAUGAGGUGCAGAAAAUCAUCAGGGAGAGGAAAGAUAGAAGCAGUUCCAAGUCCUCCAAGAGCAGGCCCUCUCAUUGGAAUUCUGAGAAAGGUAAGCGGAGACAUCCUGCUGUCUGCAUGACAGACUGGGUCAGCUUGUUGUGUGGGUGAACUUAAGGUUUAACUAUGGUAACCUGUAUUGACAUGUGCUUUUGACUUAUUGCUUUGAGAACUUUGAGAGUUCUAAUUACUUUGCACAUUAAUCCACUAGCAGCACAGAAUCACGUACUGUAUUUUACUCCCCUUGAAAGGAUUACGAUUUAUUGCGGGGAUUAUUUGAUUUGGUCAUGAGGCCUAGCUAAAGAUCCUGAAAACAAGAUACUAUUGGUUUUAGUUGUGGCACAUAAUGUGUCAUUGUUAGUGUAUUUAGCCCUUUCGUACAAGGGCUAAAAGAUGAUUGGGUGACGUCUCUCUGUGAGGUCUUGAUGAAUCAGUGUUGAAAGAACUGCCUCCUCAUCUGAUUGCUGAGAUAGAGUCCACCAUGCCACUGUGUGAGAGGGUGAAGAUGAACAAACGCAAGCGCAGCACCAUCAAGGAGAAGCCCAAGUACGCCGAGGUCAACUCCGAUGAUGAUGACGACGACUCUGUGACGGAGUGUAAGUACCACACAUAUAGCUUUUUUUGCACAGCCAAAUCCAAAACAAUGUUCAUUCCAAUCCCAGUAGUUGGGGGCGGGCUAAUGGUUAAUAACAAACCUCUGGUGUUUAUGAUCAAAGCUUCAUCCUUUAACUUUUUGCUCCUUCUCUCUCUCCCUACAGCUACACGGAAGCGUCACAAGAAGGAGCGGGAAAAGACGUGGGAGCCUGAUGAGCGGGAGAGGAGAGGCUCAGGGCGCAGGGGGUCCGGCAGCCGUCACCGUGAACGCAGCCCAGAGGAUUCAGACAAUGAGUCCCCACCACCCAGCAUGAGUGACCGUAAGUCUGGCACUGUCUUUAACUGACCAUCCAGCAUGAGCAUUGAUGGUUGUCUCUCUCUCUCUCUAUAUACAGUGCAUUCGGAAAGUAUUCAGACCCCUUGACUUUUUCCAUAUUUUGUUACUUUACAGCCUUAUUCUUAAUUGAUAAAAUUGUUUUUUUUCCCUCAUCAAUCUACACACAAUACCCCAUAAUGACAAAGCAAAAACAGGUUUUUAGAAAUCUUUGCAAAUGUAUAAAAAAAGAAACAACUGAAAAAUCACAUUUACAAAAGUAUUCAGACCCUUUACUCAGUACUUUGUUGAAGCAUCUUUGGCAGCGAUUACAGCCUCAUACCUUCUUGGGUAUGACGCUACAAGCUUGGCACACCUGUAUUUGGGGAGUUUCUCCCAUUCUUCUCUGCAGAUCUUCUCAAGCUCUGUCAGGUUGGAUGGGGAGCAUCGCUGCACAGCUAUUUUCAGGUCUCUCCAGAGAUGUUUGAUCGGGUUCACGUUCGGGCUCUGGCUGGGCCACUCAAGGACAUUCAGAGACUUGUCCUGAAGCCACUCUUGUGUUGUCUUGGCUGUGUGCUUAGGGUCGUUGUCCUGUUGUAAGGUGAACCUUCGCCCCAGUCUGAUGUCCUGAGUGCUCUGGAGCAGGUUUUCAUUAAGGAUCUUUCUGUACUUUGCUCCGUUCAUCUUUCCCUCAAUCCUGACUUGUCUCCCGGUCUCUGCCGCUGAAAAUAAUUCCCACAGCCGGAUGCUGCCACCAUGUUUCACCGUAGGGAUGGUGCCAGGUUUCCUCCAGACGUGACGCUUGGCAUUCAGGCCAAAGAGUUCAAUCUUGGUUUCAUCAGACCAGAGAAUCUUGUUUCUCAUGGUCUGAGAGUACUUUAGGUGCCUUUUGGCAAACAAUAUUCAUACCCCUUGACCUUUUCCACAUUUUGUUGCAUUACAGCCUGCAUUUUAAAUGGAUUAAAUUGAGAUUGUGUGUCACUGGCCUACACAUAAUACCCCAUAAUGUCAAAGUGGAAUUCGGUUAUAAGAAUUUGUUACAAAUUAAUUAAAAAUGGAAAGCUGAAAUGUCUUGAGUCAAUUGUGUAUUCAACCCCUUUGUUAUUUAUGGGAAGCCUAAAUAAGUUCAGGAGUAAAAAUGUUGCUUAACACGUCACAAUAAGUUGCAUAGACAGUGUGCAAUAAUAGUGUUUAACAUGAUUUUUGAAUGGCUACCUCAUCUCUGUACCCCACACAUAUAAUUAUCUGUAAGGUCCCUUUACAGAAGAAAAAUAUUCCAAAACAUGCAUCCUGUUUUGAAAUAAGGCACUAAAGUAAAGCUGCAAAAAAUGUGGCAAAGGAAUUACAUUUAUGUCCUGAAAACAAAGCGUUAUGUUUGGGGGAAAAUCCAACAAAACACAUCACUGAGUACCACUCUUCAAAUUUUCAAGCAUGGUGGUGGCUGCAUCAUGUUAUGGGUAUACUUGUCAUCAAGUUUUUUUGUUGAUAAAAAGAAACGACAUAGAGCACAGGCAAAAUCCUAGAGGAAAACCUGGUUCAGUCUGCUUUCCAACAGACACUGGGAGACAAAUGUACCUUUCAGCAGGACAAUAACCUAAAACACAAGGCCAAAUAUACACUGGAGUUGCUUAGCACGACGACAUUGAAUGUUCCUGAGUGGCCUAGUUACAGUUUUGACUUAAAUCGACUUCAGAAUCUAUGGCAAGACUUGAAAAUGGCUGUCUAGCAAUUAUCAACAACCAAUUUGACAGAGCUGGAAGAAUUCUGAAGAGAAUAAUGUGCAAAUAUUGUACAAUCCAGGUGUGCAAAUCUCUUAGAGACUUACCCAGAUAGACUCGCAGCUAUAAUCGCUUCCGAAGGUGAUUCUAACAUGUAUUUACUCACUUAUUCUAUACAUUUGCAAAAAAAAAAAAAAACAUUUUCAUUGAGGUAUUUGGUUAGAAAAAUAAAUCAUAUUUAAUCAUUUUUGAUUUCAGGCUGUAACACAGCAAAAUGUGGACUAACUCAAGGGGUAUGAAUACUUUCUGAAGGCCCUUAUAGAGCAUAAACCAGCAUGGCAUACCUGUGCAUUAGAUACAGGGUAAAAUGCUGAGGAUGAGUAGUAGUAAUAUUUCACUAGAUAAGUGUUGCUGUCCAAUGUCAUUGUCCUAACAUGUAUCUAUCCUGUCCAGUUGCCAGAAAGAUGAAGAAGAAGGAGAAACAGAAGAAGAGAAAGGCGUACGAGCCCAAGCUGACAGCAGAAGGUAAUUUCACUCUAAAUUCAGUAAUGUCUUUGUUGUAUGUCUUUGGUCCCAUAAGUGCAGGUUACUCACUUUCUCCAUGUUGUUUACUCAACAGAACUGAUGGACUCCUCCACAUUCAAGAGGUUCUCAGCCAGUGUGGACAACAUUCUGGAGAGCUUGGAGGACAUUGACUUCAAUGCCAUGGGUAUGCAUUAUUCAUACUUUACAGCUUUUUUUCAAUUUUCUUCGGAGGUUUGAGUCACUGUUUAAAUUACAUUUCUACCAAGAAUGGGAAAGAUAACAUUGUGAUUGUUGGAAUUAUUUUCAAAUGUAAUAGUAAAUAGUAAUGCUCAGUUAUAAAUGACGGUGACCGAACUGCCACCUCUAACUCCACAACUCUCGUCAACAGAUGACGAUGAGAUCCCACAGGAGCUUCUGCUGGGGAAACACCAGCUGAGUGAACUGGCCAGCGAAUCUGCUAAGAUCAAGGCCAUGGGCAUCACCUUCAGGGUAAGGAAGGGGAACACUGGAUGCAGGAUGAUGUCAAUCUUUUUGGCAUUCUGUUAUAUUUUUCUCAUCUGUCUCAUCCAUAGCUUUCAUCUGGUAAGUUGGUGAAGGUCCUGAACAUCCUGGAGAAAAACAUUCAGGAUGGGUCCAAACUCUCCACACUGAUGAACCAUGUAAGUUGCCCCCUCAUAUGGUUUCCCAGACCCAGAUUAAUAAUAAUAAUAAUAAUAAAUAAUAAUACGCCAUUUAGCAGACGCUUUUAUCCAAAGCGACUUACAGUCAUGCGUGCAUACAUUUUUUUUUUGUGUAUGGGUGGUCCCGGGGAUCGAACCCACUACCUUGGCGUUACAAGCGCCGUGCUCUACCAGCUGAGCUACAGAGGACCACCCAUACAUGCCACCCAACAUGCCUAAAAAGCAUGUUCCAUGGAGAAAUUCCACUAGUCUGAAUGUCUUCUCUCUCUGUCGAACAGGACGCAGACGCGGAAGACGAGGAACGACUGUGGCGUGACCUCAUCAUGGAGCGCGUGACCAAGUCAGCUGACGCCUGUCUGACGGCCCUCAACAUCAUGACGUCGGCCCGCAUGCCCAAGGCGGUGUACAUCGAGGACGUGAUUGAGAGGGUUCUACAGUACACCAAGUUUCACCUGCAAAACACCCUCUACCCUCAGUAUGACCCUGUCUACAGAGUUGACCCUCACGGAGGUCAGCACCCUAACCCCACCUUACUAUCAAAAGCAAUUGGAACAAACCAAUAACAAAAUGUGGUGAGAACUGGCCACAUAAAUGUCCAGUCCAGUCUUCAUACACUCUGUCAAACUUUGAGUGUGCUUUGUUCAAGACCAGAGCACCCAGAACAUUUGAAAGACGGUGUGUACAUACAAGACAGUGUGGUCCACUCGGAACUACCUGGGCCACUGUUAUGCAUAUCCCUGUCAUGACUGACUGAGGAAAUGGUCUCUGCUCUCCUGUUUUACUCAUCGUCUCUCCUCUCCUCCCCUCUCUCACCCAGGUGGCUUGCUGAGCUCCAGGGCUAAGAGAGCUAAAAGCUCCACACACAAGCAGAGGGUGAUCAUCAUGCUCUACAACAAGGUGUGUGACAUUGUCAGCAACAUCUCUGAGCUCCUGGAGAUACAGCUGUUGACUGACACCACCAUCCUGCAGGUGAGACUCUGCCCCUAAUGCUAUCCCUGGGGGUCAUGACCUCUCAUGACCUUUGAUUUCUGACCCCUGCUUGCUUACCUUAUAACUAAUCUCUCUCUCCUUCCCUCAGGUUUCCUCCAUGGGCAUCACUCCAUUCUUUGUGGAGAGUGUCAGUGAGCUACAGCUGUGUGCCAUCAAACUAGUGACUGCGGUAAGAAUCCAAACCAGGGUUUCCAUGGAGUUCUGCCUUUGUUCUAGAAUUUAUUCCCUUUUAUUGUGCAUCCAUUACAUACAUCCCUUGUAUAGCAGUGCCAGGGUUGCUCAUGAUGUGGUGCCUCAAACGUGGGUUCCCAUGGAGUUCUGGAUUUGUUCUAGAAUACACUAUAUUCCCUUUCAUUGUGUAUGUAUUGCAAUGUCAGGGUAACUGUAAUGAUGAGCCUUUCCUCCUGGUCUCCCUCAGGUGUUCUCUCGCUAUGAAAAACACAGGCAGCUCAUCCUGGAAGAGAUCUUCACCUCUCUGGCCAGACUACCCACCAGCAAACGCAGCCUCAGGAACUUCAGGUAACUGCACCUACAGAGAACAUGCGCCACGAGAGACCAUAUAAGUUCUCAAGGAGAAUUUCAGAAAUGCUAAUAAUGUUAUGAAGUUCAUAUUUUCAAACCAUUUUCUUAUUAUUUUCAGAAUGUUUACCAAGUUUCAGGUUUUAAUGUCACCUGCACAAGUAAAAUGCCUUUCUUGCUAGCUCUAAACCCAACAAUGCCGUAAUCAAUGUCGAUGUAGUACUGAAUAUACGGCCGAGUGGCACAGCGGUCUAAGGCACUGCAUGAGGCGUCACUACAGACCCGGGUUCAAUCCCAGGCUGUGUCACAACCGGCCGUGACCGGGAGUCCCAUAGGACGGCGCACAAUUGGCCCAGGUUAGGGGAGGAUUUGGCCGGGGGGGCUUUACUUGACUCAUCGCGCUCUAGCAACUCCUUGUGGCAGGACUGGUGCCUGCAGGCUGACUUCGGUCGUCAGUUGAACAGUGUUUCCUCCGACACAUUGGUGCAGCUGGCUUCCGGGUUAAGCGGGCGGGUGUCAAGAAACGCGGUUUGGCGGGUCAUUUUUCAGAGGACGAAUGAUUCAACCUUCGCCUCUCCCGAGCCUGUUGGGGAGUUGCAGCAAUGAGACAAGAUUGUAAUUGGAUCGCAAUUGGAUAUCACGAAAUUGGGGAGAAAAAAGGGGAUAAAAAACCAACAACAAAACAAAUAGAAAUAAGAAGAACACAAUGUAAAUAAGCUUUAUACAGGGUCAGUUCCAAUACCAUACAAUGUGCAGGGAUACUGGAGUUAUAGUUAGAUAUGUACAGUGCAUCAUUCGAAAAGUAUUCAGACCCCUUGACUUUUUCCACAUUUUGUUACGUUGCAGCCUUAUUCUAAAAUUGAUUACAUCGUUUUUUCCCAUUAUCAAUCUACACACAAUACCCCGUAAUGACAAAGCAAAAACAGGUUUUAACUCUGGAACCUUAUAUAGACAAGUGUGUGCCUUUCCAAAUCAUGUCCAGUCAAUUUAAUUUACCACAGGUGGACUCCAAUCAAGUUGUAGAACAUCUCAAGGAUGAUCAAAUGAAACACGAUUCACCUGAGCUCAAUUUUGAGUCUCAUAGCAAAGGGUCUGAAUACUUAUGUAAAUGUCAUAUUUCAUUUUUUAUACUUUUUUAUAAAUUUGCAACAAUUUCUAAAAACCAGUUUUUGCUUUGUCAUUAUGUGGUAUUGUGUGUAGGUUUAUGAGGAAAAUGUUUUAAUUAAUCCCUUUUAGAAUAAGGCUGUAACGUAACAAAAUGUGUAAAGUAAAGGGGUCUGAAUACUUUCCGAAUGCACUGUAUAGGGAUAAGGUGACUAUGCAUCAGCAUACAGUGGCUUGCGAAAGUAUUCACCCCCCUUGGCAUUUUUCCUAUUUUGUUGCCUUACAACCUGGAAUUAAAAUGGAUUUUUUGGGGGGUUUGUAUCAUUUGAUUUACACAACCUGCCUACCACUUUGAAGAUGCAAAAUAUUUUUUUGGGGUGAAACAAACAAGAAGUAAGACAAAAAACAGAACUUGAGUGUGCAUAACCAUUCACCCCCCCCCAAAGUCAAUACCUUGUAGAGCCACAUUUUGCAGCAAUUACAGCUGCAAGUCUCUUGGGGUAUGUCUCUAUAAGCUUGGCACAUCUAGCCACUGGGAGUUUUGCCCAUUCUUCAAGGCAAAACUGCUCCAGCUCCUUCAAGUUGGAUGGGUUCCGCUGGUUGUACAGCAAUCUUUAAGUCAUAUCACAGAUUCUCAAUUGGAUUGAGGUCUGGGCUUUGACUAGGCCAUUCCAAGACAUUUAAAUGUUACCCCUUAAACCACUUGAGUGUUACUUUAGCAGUAUUAGGGUCAUUGUCCUGCUGGAAGGUGAACCUCCGUCCCAGUCUCAAAUCUCUGGAAUACUGAAACAGGUUUCUCUCAAGAAUUUCCCUGUAUUUAGCGCCAUCCAUCAUUCCUUCAAUUCUGACCAGUUUCCCGGUCCCUGCCGAUGAAAAACAUGGGGAUGGUGUUCUCGGGGUGAUGAGAGGUGUUGGGUUUGCGCCAGACAUAGCGUUUUCCUUGAUGUCCAAAAAGCUCAAUUUUAGUCUCAUCUGACCAGAGUACCUUCUUCCAUAUGUUUGGGGAGUCUCCCACAUGGCUUUUGGCGAGCACCAAACGUGUUUGCUUAUUUUUUUCUUGAAGCAAUGGCUUUUUUCUGGCCACUCUUCCAUAAAGCCCAGCUCUGUGGAGUGUACGGCUUAAAGUGGUCCUAUGGACAGAUACUCCAAUCUCCACUGUGGAGUUUUGCAGCUCCUUUAGGGUUAUCUUUGGUCUCUUUGUUGCCUCUCUGAUUAAUGCCCUCCUUGCCUGGUCUGUGAGUUUUGGUGGGCGGCCCUCUCUUGACAGGUUUGUUGUGGUGCUAUAUUCUUUCAAUUUUUUUAUAAUGGAUUUAAUAGUGCUCCGUGGGAUGUUCAAAGUUUCAGAUAUUUUUUUAUAACCCAACCCUGAUCUGUACUUCUCCACAACUUGGUCCCUGACCUGUUUGGAGAGCUCCUUGGUCUUCAUGGUGCCGCUUGCUUGGUGGUGCCCAAUUCUUAGUGGUGUAUUUUGUGUAUGUCCAUUACAUGAAAUCCCCCAAAAAAUCUAUUUAAAUUACAGGUUGUAAUGCAACAAAAUAGGAAAAACGCCAAGGGGAAUGAAUACUUUUGCAAGGCACUUUUGUACAGUGCCUUCAGAAAGUAUUCAUACCCCUCGACUUAUUCCACAUUUUGUGGUGUUGCAUCCUUAAUUUAAAAUGGAUUAAAAAAAUUUGUGAAAAUGUUUUUACAUAAAUAUUCACACCCCUGAGUCAAUACUUUGUAGAAGCACCUUUGGCAGUGAUUACAUCUGUAAGUCUUUCUGGUUAAGUCUCUAAGCGCUUUCCACACCUGGUUUGUGCAACAUUUGCCCAUUAUUCUUUUCAAAAUUCUAGACAACCAUUUUCAGAUCUUGCCAUAGAUUUUCAAGUAGAUUUAAGUCAAAACUGUAACUCGGCCUCUCUGUAACAUUCACUGUCUUCUUGGUAAGCUUCUUCAGUGUAGAUUUGACCUUGUGUUUUAGGUUAUUUUCCUGCUGAAAGGUGACUUCAUCUCCCAGUGUCUUGUGGAAAGCAGACUGAACCAGGUUUUCCUCUAGGGUUUUGCCUGUGCUUAGCUCCAUUCUUUUUCAUUUCUCCCCCUGAAAAACUCCCCAGUCCUUAACGAUUACAAGCAUACCCAUAACAUGAUGCAGCCACCACUAUGCUUGAAAAUACGGAGAGUUGUUCUCAGUAAUGUGUUGUAUUGGAUUGGCCCCAAACUUAACACUUUGUAUUCAGGACAAAAAGUUAAUUGCUUUGCCAAAUGUUUUGCAGUAUUACUUUAGUGCCUUGUUGCUAACGGGAUGCAUGUUUGGGAAUAUUUAUAUUCUGUAAAGGGACCUUACAGAUAAUUGUAUGUGUGGGGUACAGAGAUGAGGUUCCUUCUUUUUACUCUGUCAAUUAGGUUAGAAUUGUGGAGUAGCUACAAUGUUGUUAAUCCAUCCUGAGUUUUCUCCUAUCACAGCCAUUAAACUCUGUAACUGUUUUAAAGUCACCAUUGGCCUCAUGGUGAAAUCCCUGAGCGGUUUCCUUCCUCUCCGGCAACUGAGUUAGGAAGGACACUUGUAUCUUUGUAGUGACUGGGUGUAUUGAUACACCAUCCAAAGUGUAAUUAUUAACUUCCAUGCCUCCCUGGUCUUUGUGGUUGAAUCUGUUUGAAAUGCACUGCUCGACUGAGGGACCUUACAGAUAAUUGUAUGUGUGGGGUACAGAGAUGAGGUAGUCAUACAAAAUUCAUGUUAAACACUAUUAUUGCAAAUUUUUACUCCUUAACUUAUCUAGGCUUGCCGUAAAAAAGGGUUUAAAUACUUAUUGACUCAAGACAUUUCCGCUUUGACAUUAUGGGGUAUUGUGUGUAGGCCCGUGACAAAAAAAAUCCACAUUUAAUCCAUUUUAAAUUCAGGAUGUAAUACACAAUUUUGGGAAAAAGUCAAGGGGUGUGAAUACUUUAUGAAGGCACUGUAUGAUAAACAGUAGCAGCAGUGUAUAUGAUGAUUGUAUGUGAGUGUGUGUGUAGUCAGUAUAAAUGUGUGUGCAUGUUAUGUGUGUGUGAGCAAAUAAAGUGAGUGUGUGUGUUGGAGUGUCAAGAGUGCGUGAAUGUGUAGAGUCCUGUGAGUGUGCAUAGAGACAGUGCAAAUAUAAAAUACAAGGGUCAACUCAGAUAGUCCAUGUAGCCAUUUUGUUAGCUAUUUAGCAGUCUUAUGGCUUAGCGAUAGACGCUGUUCAGGAUACUGUCGGUGUCAGACUUGAUGCACUGUUACCGCUUGCUGUGUGAAAGCAGAGAGAACAGUCUGGCUUGGGUGGCUGGAGUCUUAAACGAUUUUCCGGGCCUUCCUUUCACACCGCCUGAUAUAGAGGUCCUGGAUGUCAGGGAGCUCGGCCUCAGUGAUGUACUGGGCUGUCCGCACCACCCUCUGUAGCGCCAUGCGAUCGAGGGCGGUGUUGUUGUCAUACCAAGCAGUUAAGCAGCCAGUCAAGAUGCUCUCAAUGGUGCAGCUGUAUAACUUUUUGAGGAUUUGAGGGCCAAUGCCAAACCUUUUCAGCCUCCUGAGGGGGAAGAGGCGCUGUCAUGCCUUCUUCACGACUGUGGACCAUUUUAAAGUCGUUAGUGAUUUGGACGCUGAGGAAUUUGAAGCUCUCGACCCGCUCCACUGCAGCCCCAUCGAUGUGGAUGGGGGAGUCGUUCCCCCCCCCCCCUUUCCUGUAGUCCACGAUCAGAUCAUUGGUCUUACUGACGUUGAGGGAGAGGUUGUUGUCCCGACACCACACUGCCAGGGGUCCUCAUGUAUAAACCAUGCGUACGUACAAAAUAUACCCCAAAACAUGCAUGCGCCAGUUUUCGCGCAAAGGUUGCCAUUUAUAAAACUUGAUGUGAGAAUGUGCUCGCCUUCCCGCAAACUUUAGACCAUAAUAAUAAAUAAUAAUAUGCCAUUUAGCAGACGCUUUUAUCCAAAGCGACUUACAGUCAUGGGUGCAUACAUUUUUGUGUAUGGGUGGUCCCGGGGAUCGAACCCACUACCCUGGCGUUACAAGCGCCGUGCUCUACCAGCUGAGCUACAGAAGACCACAGUUUCUUGUUUUUGAAGUACUGUAUUGCAUUGCAAGCAGCCUAGUAUUUUGUGCAAAUGGGGGAUAAGAUGGGCACGUUUGUUCAUAACAAAUAACAGGUUAAUAACAAGAUGCAAUCAUUUGCCGUUAGUGAGAAGAGAAAACAUCAAUUUCGUUUAUCUUUGCAUUCUAAAAUAAUUAGAAAUAGGCAUCUAUUUCUUAGACUAUAUUAUUUAUUUCAUUUCCAUGAUCAUUGCAGAAUAGAUUCCUCACAUUUUCUGUGAUGAUUUCAUACUCACAAGGUAGUCUAUAGGCCUACAACAAGUUAGGAUACCAUUCUCCCCGUCUCUCAUUUAAUUGGACCCACUUCACAGUAGUAUAUAAACUCAGCAUAAAAAGAAACGUCCCUUUUUUUUCUUUCAAAGAUAAUUCAUAAAAAUCCAAAUAACUUCACAGAUCUUCAUUGUAAAGGGUUUAAACACUGUUUCCCAUGCAUGUUCAAUUAACCAUAAACAAUUAAUGAACAUGCACCUGUGGAACGGUCGUUAAGACAUUAACAGUUUACAGACGGUAGGCAAUUAAGGUCACAGUUAUGAAAACUUAGGACACGAAAGAGGCCUUUCUACUGACUCUGAAAAACACCAAAAGAAAGAUGCCCAGGGUCCCUGCUCAUCUGCGUGAACGUCCCUUAGGCAUGCGGCAAGGAGACAUGAGGACUGCAAAUGUGGCCAGGGCAAUAAAUUGCAAUGUCCAUGCUGUGAGACGCCUAAGACAGCGCUACAGGGAGACAGGACGGACAGCUGAUCGUCCUCGCAGUGGCAGACCACGUGUAACAACACCUGCACAGGAUCGGUACAUCCGAACAUCACACCUGCGGGACAGGUACAGGAUGGCAACAACAACUGCCCGAGUUACACCAGGAAUGCACAAUCUCUCCAUCAGGGCUCAGACUGUCCGCAAUAGGCUGAGAGAGGCUGGAAUGAGGGCUUGUAGGCCUGUUGUAAGGCAAGUCCUCACCAGACAUCACCGGCAACAACGUCGCCUAUGGGCACAAACCAACCGUCGCUGGGCCAGACAGGACUGGCAAAAAGUGAUCUUUACUGACGAGUCGCGGUUUUGUCUCACCAGGGGUGAUGGUCGGAUUCGCGUUUAUCAUCGAUGAAUGAGCGUUACACCGAGGCCUGUACUCUGGAGCGGGAUCGAUUUGGAGGUGGAGGGUCCUGUCAUGGUCUGGGGGCGGUGUGUCACAGCAUCAUCGGACUGAGCUUGUUGUCAUUGCAGACAAUCUCAACGCUGUGCAUUACAGGGAAGACAUCCUCCUCCCUCAUGUGGUACCCUUCCUGCAGGCUCAUCCUGACAUGACCCUCCAGCAUGACAAUGCCACCAGCCAUACUGCUCAUUCUGUGCGUGAUUUCCUGCAAGACAGGAAUGUCAGUGUUCUGCUAUGGCCAGCGAAGAGCCCGGAUCUCAAUCCCAUUGAGCACGUCUGGGACCUGUUGGAUCGGAGGGUAAGGGCUAGGGCCAUUCCCCCCAGAAAUGUCUGGGAACUUGCAGGUGCCUUGGUGGAAGAGUGGGGUAACAUCUCACAGCAAGAACUGGCAAAUCUGGUGCAGUCCAUGAGGAGGAGAUGCACUGCAGUACUUAAUGCAGCUGGUGGCCGCACCAGAUACUGACUGUUACUUUUGAUUUUGACCCCCCCUUUGUUCAGGGACACAUUAUUCAAUUUCUGUUAGUCACAUGUCUGUGGAACUUGUUCAGUUUAUGUCUCAGUUGUUGAAUCUUGUUAUGUUCAUACAAAUAUUUACAUGUUAAGUUUGCUGAAAAUAAAAGCAGUUGACAGUGAGAGGACGUUUCUUUUUUUGCUGAGUUUAGAUAAGCUAUUUCAAGUAUUUUGCUCUAUGCCAUCCGAUCCGGAGCGCAUUUUAUUAACGGUAGAACAGAUGAUUGCAGGCUACUCCUGUACGUCUGAAUACUGUGAUUUCUAAUUUCUAGAGUAGACAGUAUUUCAUUUGUAAACCUAAUACAUAUUGUCAUAACCUUUGCAGAUUAAAUUCUUCAUAUUUUCUGGCCAUGUUGGGGCCAUAGCCUACAACAAAUUAUUAUGCACAUCUCAUUUAAUUGGGCCUAUUUUAUAGGCUAUUAUUUCAAGUAUUUUGCUCUAUGAGUAAGAUAUGGAGCUUGGUUUAUAACAUAAAGUAGAAUUUAACAGGUAUUUUGCAUUGAAGUGUGUAUGGCUACCACUGUAAGUAGACAAUGUUGCAGAUUUUGCAGGCAGUACAGCAUAUAGGUUUGAGAAAAAGUCAAUGCAAAACAUUAGGCCCAAAGAAAUUAUCAAACGAUCUGUUUACAGGUCCACAGCAAUUUGCAAUAGUUUUUGUCUUUCAGAAACAUUUUGUCUGUCAGUUAGCCUAGGCCUACAGCAAAUGUCACUGCAAAAGUUUAACAGUCUGCCAUCAAACCUCCAAAGACAUUUGAUUAGGUUCGCCAUUGCUAUUUCCUUUAGAAACUGCCUUGGCCUAAUUCCAAUACUUCCAAAGUAUACAGCAAAUAGGGGCGUUAAUGUCACCGUAAAAGGUGAAUGAUGGGUGUUUUUCAGGUGGAGUUAUAAUGCUCGUUCACGCACGCACAGUUUCAGGACGGGUCUGAUUUAUAACGGGAAACAUGCGUAUGUAUAUCGUGAGCCAAUUUUUUAAAUCUCUAUUUUUGUACGUACGCAGUGUUUUCAGAAAUGGUGCACGCAGAUAUUUAGUGUUACAUUUACGCAACAGUUAUAAAUGAGGCCCCAGGUCACUGGCUGUCUCAUCGUCCCCGGUGAUCAGGCCUACCACUAUCAUGUCGUCAGCAAACUUGAUGAUGGUGUUGGAGUCAUGCGUGGGUAAACGGAGUACAGGAGGGGGGGCGCAAUUGAGAUUUGAAAUGAAUUGUCUGUAUGUGUCUUUAUCUAUGUGUGCGUCCCUAGGCUGAACAGCAGUGAUAAGGAUGGGGAGCCCAUGUACAUCCAGAUGGUCACAGCUCUGGUGCUUCAGCUUAUCCAGUGUGUGGUGCACCUCCCCAACAACAGGGACAGCCACGAGGAGUACGAUAAGAAGGUAUGUUAGGGAUGGCCAUGCUGACUGGGCUAGGAAUCAUCUGAUGGACAUCUUGGCCAAAGAGUUCAGGACUUUUUUUUAUUCACAAUUGCUCGUGCUUUUCCCAGGUGGACCAAGAUGUCCUGAUCACCAACUCUUAUGAGACGGCCAUGCGAGCAGCUCAGAACUUCCUGUCCGUCUUCCUAAAGAAGUAAGAUGAUCUCUCUAAACAGCCUUUCAUUCUUCUCACAAUCAAACUAGAUUAGAACUGUUAUUAGAAAAUGGUGUAAGAUAUCUGUUUAUGAAACUGUAAGCUCUUUGACCAAACCUCUGUGUUCCUCUGUCUGUGUUUCAGGUGUGGCAGUAAGCAGGGAGAGGAGGACUACCGCCCUCUGUUUGAAAACUUUGUCCAGGACCUGCUGUCUACGGUGAACAAACCAGAGUGGCCAGCUGCUGAGCUUCUCCUCAGUCUGCUGGGUCGUCUACUGGUGAGUCCAUCCAUCAUAGCUAAAUCAAUCAGUUAUUGGCCAGCUGUUGAGCUAUUGAUAAAAGCACAUGGGACUUAUUUGCUGUUUUGGAAAGAAAAAUCAGCCUGAAUGACACUCUUCACCCUAUCCUCUGUUCCAGGUGCACCAGUUUAGCAAUAAGCAGACAGAGAUGGCUCUGAGGGUGGCAUCGCUAGACUACCUGGGGACCGUCGCUGCCCGCCUGCGCAAAGAUGCCGUCACCAGCAAGAUGGACCAGCGCUCCAUCGACCGCAUCCUCAGAGAGGUAGCUAGGCGUUUAGUCUGACCAUAACAAUGCUCAACCACAUCCUCAAAGUCAACUGUCAUUCAAGAUAUACCCAGCAAAAUGCUAACACAAUGUUGUUGCUGUUUUGUCAUCAACCCAGACUCAAGGCAAUGAUGAGACCCAGCAGCUGCAGAAGGCCCUGUUGGACUACAUGGAUGAGAACGCAGAGACGGAUCCGUCUCUAGUUGUGAGUGUAUUUACUGCACAUACCGUAGUUAUAGCUACCCAUUAUUCAGUGGUGUAAAGUACUUAGCCAAGUAAAAAUACUUUAAAGUACAACUUUUUUGGGGUAUCUGUACUUUACUUUACUAUUUAUAUUUUUGACUACUUUUACUUUACUACAUUCCUAAAGAAAAUAGUGUACUUUUUACUCCAUACAUUUUCUCUGACACCCAAAAGUACUCGUUACAUUUUGAAUGCUUAGCAGGACAGGAAAAUGGUCCAUUCACACACUUAUCAAGAGAUCUCUGGUCAUCCCUACUGCCUCUGAUCUGGCAGACUCACUAAACAGGCAUGCUUUGUUUGUAAAUGAUGUAAAUGAGUGUUGGAACGUGCCCCUGGCUAUCCGUACAUUUUAAAAACAAGAAAAUGGUGCCGUAUGGUUUGCUUAAUAUAAUGAAUUAUAAAUUAUUUAUACUUUUACUUUUGAUACCUAAAUAUAUUUUAGCAACUUAAUUUACAUGUGAUACUUAACCUAUAUUUAAAACCAAAUACUUCUAGACUAUUACUCAAGUAAUAUUUUAUUGGGUGACUUUUACUUGAGUCAUUUUCUAUUAAGGUAUCUUUACUUUUACUCAAGUAUGACAAUUGAGUACUUUUUCCACCACUGCUAUUAUUCACAUAUCAGGUUUGAGAUGUAACUGUUGAUUUCUGCUGCUGCCUUCAGUUUGCCAGGAAGUUCUACAUCGCUCAGUGGUUCAGGGACACUUUGACAGAGAUGGAGAAGGCCAUGAAGUCUCAGAACCAGCGAGGGGAUGAGGACUCUUCUGAAGGCCAGCACCACGCCAAGGACAUCGAGACCACCGGAGAGAUCAUGCAGAGAGCCGAGGCACGCAAGAAGUACCUCCGCAACAUCAUCAAGACCGCGCCCUCGCAGUUCAGCACACUGAGGUAGGACUCAACCCUCACUGUCCCACUGUCAGUACACAUCACAGUACUGUCAUGUGCUUCAACCUCAAUGUUUGCCUGUGUCUAUUUUUUUUUUUAAAUGCAUUAUUCUCUUCCUCUCUUCCCCCACAGGAUGAACUCUGACACUGUGGACUAUGACGACUCCUGCCUGAUUGUCAGAUAUUUGGCCUCUAUGAGGCCGUUCGCGCAGAGCUUCGAUAUUUAUUUAACACAGGUAAAAGCAUGCAAGAGUGAUUUGGUUAAGUUCCUUCAUGUGUGUAUUGUGAACCAGUGUGGUUAAUUUGGUGCUCUGUGUGAAUGGCUUGUAAAUAAUGGGUCCUUGUUCUCUCUCUCUCUCUCUCUCUCUCUCUCUCUUUAUCUCUCUCUCUCUCUCUCUCUCCUCUUCAACAGAUCUUGAGAGUGCUGGGGGAGAGUGCCAUAGCUGUCAGAACUAAAGCCAUGAAGUGUUUGUCUGAGGUGGUGGCUGUAGACCCCAGUAUUCUGGCCAGGGUGAGUCUGCUCUACCCAACAUUAAACCUGAUCCACCUAAAUAUACUCAGAGCCUGUUUGUCUGUGCAUAAGUGUCUCCUCAGUCCUCAUCCUCUCCUCCUCUCAUCAGUUGGACAUGCAGCGCGGGGUCCAUGGUCGUCUGAUGGACAACUCCACCAGUGUACGCGAGGCUGCUGUGGAGCUGCUGGGACGCUUUGUGCUGAGCAGACCCCAGCUCACAGAGCAGUACUACGACAUGCUGAUUGAGAGGAUACUGGUAACGAACACACACCAUAAUACACACCAUAAUACACACCUCAACAAGCAGGCUAACGCACAUCUUUAUACACAGACAGAGACACAGCGGGACACUCACCCUAAACACAGCUGUGAAGUGUCAGAUAGGAUAACAUGCCUCAGAGCCCUUUCUGUGGGCUGUAGGAGAAUGAGAAGGCAUCAGCUCACACAGAGCAGUGAGUAAUGGAACUGGGCCCAUGUCGCUGGUCACCUAGCUGAGGGUUCAUUCCAAGUGUAAAAGUUCACUUAAGGUAAUAUCCUUUUUUCCACACUGCCACCUAUGGCUCUGCUGGAGAACUGCAGGCUCCUCAAAUGAAAAACGAAGUCCAGAUGAGCGGCUAUCAUUUCGGCUCUACUCAACAAGAGUUACUCCGAUUAUCAUUUUGUUAAUAUGACAUGAUAUAUUUAAUGUUUAACUUAUUUUGGAUAAUAUAUAUUAUGAUCGCUUGUAAUAUAAUUUUGAAAAUGCAGGGGUAAGUAACCCUGGAGUAAACAAUGUGUAAAUAUGGUGGAAGUUGCAUCUGGGUCCUGUGUGGCUCAGUUGAUAGAGCAUGGUGCUGACAACGCCAUGGUUGUGGUUUGGAUUCCCACGGGGGAUCAGUACGAAAAAGUACAAAAUUGUAUACACUCAAGUCGCUAUGGAUAAGAGCGUCUGCUAAAUGACUAAAAUGUAAAUGUAUUCAUUCUGCCCCUCUUUUUCCAGGACACGGGUAUCAGUGUGAGGAAGAGGGUGAUUAAGAUUCUUAGAGACAUCUGUCUGGAGCAACCCACCUUCAACAAGAUCACUGAGAUGUGUGUCAAGAUGAUCCGCAGGGUCAAUGACGAGGAGGGCAUCAAGGUCUGCAUCUGUAAAUGUCUGUGUUUCAUGUGUGAAUGGAUAUGUCACAGGGCUGCAUAAAGUUACCUGUCUUUGUGUGCAUAUUUCAAAAUGUUGCACCACGUUCUUCUUCAGAAACUUGUGAAUGAGACCUUCCAGAAACUCUGGUUCACCCCUACACCCAAUAACGAUAAAGACGCCAUGACCCGUAAAAUCCUCAACAUCACAGACGUGGUGAGUUCCAGGGCUCAAAGCUGAGCACAGAACUACCAAACAGACAAAUACCUUUCCAAUAUACAUCUCGGUCUGUGUCACUGUAUUUGAGGCGUGACUGUUCAACAUGUCUUGACCUGAUGACAUCAUCUUUCUUAGGUGUCCGCAUGCAAAGAUACAGGCUAUGACUGGUUUGAGCAGCUGCUUCAAAACGUGAGUAUUUUGAAUUGUGUCUUUGUAUUUCAUGGUAAUAGUUGACCUGGAGUUUUGUUCCUAACUUUUUUUUUUUUGCAUUGGCUCAGUUUCAUUGAUUGUCACAUUUAGGCCUAUUUAUGGUUAAUGAGAGUAUCAAGCACAGGAAGUAAUAGUGUUUACUUCAGGUUGUCCUUGAGACGUCUGUACUGUGACUUAUUUGUCAGUUUUCUCUAAUGAGAGCUGUUGCAAAUGAGUUCAAGACAGACCUGUUAUGUUGUGUGCCUCAUCUCACAACCUCCCCGUACUCUAUCUCUGUUCAGCUGCUGAAGACCGAGGAAGAUGCCGCAUAUAAGCCAGCCAGAAAGGCCUGCGUUCAGCUGGUGGACAAUCUAGUGGAACACAUCCUCAAAUAUGAAGAGUCUCUCACUGGUAUGGAGCUCACAGCUAUCUUUGGUGUACUUGAUUUCAAAUUGCCAUUUAUACUGACACAUUAAUGUACUGUUGAUUAGGAUAUGAUAAACUCUCAUGGACUGUGAGAAAGAAAGUCCAGUUGAGUCUGAAGGAAUGAUCUGUGUUUCUGUUGGUGUUUCAGACAUUGAGAACAAGGGGGUGAACUCCAACCGUCUGGUGUCCUGCAUCACCACCCUCUUUCUGUUCAGUAAAAUCCGAUCCCAGCUAAUGGUCAAACAUGCCAUGACCAUCCAGCCUUAUCUCACCACCAAGUGCAACGUAAGGACACGGCAAACUUUCUCUCCUCAAUUUGUAGAUAUGUACUGUAGUUAUUGUGAUGUUUUUUUAUAAAAGAAGGAAUUGAAUAUUGAGCCAGGUGUAAGAAAGUUCAAGGGACAAAAAGUGUCCACUUGAUUUUACAUAGAAUUCUAGGGCCAUCUAGUGGUUGAUCAUUGUCGGUACAAGUUGUAUACAACAACGUGACCAACGGGGUCAAACUGUGUCUCACAACAUAGAAAUCUCUCUGGCUGUAUCAAUAUGGAUUUCUCUUGUGUUUCCAGACCCAGAGUGACUUCAUGGUGAUCUGUAACGUGGCCAAGAUCCUGGAGCUGGUGAUACCUCUGAUGGAGCACCCCUCUGAGACCUUCCUCACCACCAUAGAGGAAGACCUGAUGAAGCUCAUCAUCAAAUACGGCAUGACAGUAAGUCUCUAGUAAAGGCUACAGCGUGUACCCAGGUUCAAUACUAAAAUAACCGCGAAGGAACAAAUAAAAGGAGUUAAAAUGCUGUUUUUAGUUAUUCUGUAAUCUUGUUUCUCAGGUUGUGCAACACUGUGUGAGCUGUCUUGGAGCUGUGGUGAACAGGGUCACUCGCAACUACAAGUUUGUUUGGGCUUGUUUCAACCGUUACUAUGGUGCCCUGACCAAGCUGAAGACCCAGCACUCUGAGGACUCCAACAACCCUGUUCUGGCUGCUAACAAACCGGCCUUGCUGCGCUCGCUGUUCACUGUGGGGGCACUCUGUCGCCACUUUGACUUUGACGAGGAGGAAUUCAAGGGCCCCACAAAGGUCGGUCCAGGAAGACUCAUUUUUCUUAACAUUGUUGUGACCAACUUUUUUUAAUUUUUAUAUACAAUACUUUUAUGAAAGACAGGAAUAAGAACUUGAUGUUGCUUUUCCCUUUGUGUGUUGUAGGUUGUGAUAAAGGACAAAGUGAUGGAGCUUCUGCUGUACUUCACUAAGCAUGAAGAUGAGGAAGUCCAGACCAAGGCCAUCAUUGGUCUAGGUAAAGUUCAGCUCACCCUACCACAGACCAUGUGUUGCUCUAACAAUGACCCUUCUGUAUUGCAGCACCUUUCAAACUUCUGUUAUCCACCACCAAUGGCUUGUUUCCCUGGUCCCUCAGUGCUUGUGCUGAUAUUCCUCUUUCUUCCUAUUCUCUGUUCUCCAGGCUUCCAGUUCAUCCAAUACCCAGGGCUGAUGUUCAUGCAGGAUGUGAUGAGUCUGUACAACGGCAUCCUGUCGGACAGGAAGAGCUCUGUCAACCUGAAGAUCCAGGUGCUGAAGAACCUGCAGACAUACCUGCAGGAGGAAGACUCGCGCAUGCAGGAGGCCGACCAACAUUGUGAGUCUCGCCUCUGUGUCCAUUCAAUAUAAUAUAUAUGCUAUUUACUUAUCCAAAGUGACUUACAAAAUGGAGUGCAUACAUUUUUGUAUUGGUGGCCCUAGCUCAUUUAUUCAUAUCAAUACAGGUAGAAAAGAACUCCACACAAGCACAGCAAUAUCUUCAAGUUGAUAGAAUGGGGCUAAGGAUAUUGGGUGUGUUAGUUAGGGCAUGCCUCCAUGAUGUUGUUGUCUAGUGGUUAGUUUCCUAAAUGGCUCUUGUCUUUGUGCGUCUGCAGGGAAGAAGCUGUCGAAGCAGGAGGACCUGAAGGAGAUGGGGGACAUCUCAUCAGGUAUGAGCAGCUCCAUCAUGCAGCUGUACCUGAAGCAGGUGCUGGAGGCCUUCUUCCAUACACAGUCCAACGUACGACACUUUGCCCUCAACGUCAUCGCCCUGACGCUCAACCAGGGCCUCAUCCAUCCUGUACAGGUAUGCUUCCACCUCAGACACUUAGACAGUACACACCACUGGGCUACUCUUCUCAGACAAGGCAUGCAUAAACUCUGGUCAGGUAAAGAAUUAGAAAAGGCUCUGGCCUAGGGGUGGUGUAGUGGUCUAGGCCGCUGCCUCCGAUGCACAUCACCAGGCGGUAAAUUAGUUAAUAGACCAAUAAGAAAGCGUUCUAAAUCUCUCUGCCAAUAACAGCUAGUUUUAACUGUCCACUCAGACCACUCCCAGACAGUCCUAGCUAAAUUCUUGCUUGAAAAAUAGCUUCUUUGUUAAGAUUUUUAUUUUUUGACCAUUUGAAUUGAAAACAAUCACAGUAGGGUACUAAAUUGUUACCCCAGAAAUGAUUUGAUAUUGAGAUAAAAACGGUUGCAUUGGACCUUUUAAUAGGUGUAACUACACAUAAUGCUGUGCACAGGGUUUUUACUUAAUUUGGCACUGGAAUAAAUACAGUGGAGGAAAAAAGUAUUUAGUCAGCCACCAAUUGUGCAAGUUCUCCCACUUAAAAAGAUGAGAGAGGCCUGUAAUUUUCAUCAUAGGUACACAUCAACUAUGACAGACAAAAUGAGAAAAAAAAAUCCAGAAAAUCACAUUGUAGGAUUUUUAAUGAAUUUAUUUGCAAAUUAUGGUGGAAAAUAAGUAUUUGGUCAAUAACAAAAGUUUCUCAAUACUUUGUUAUAUACCCUUUGUUGACAAUGACACAGGUCAAACGUUUUCUGUAAGUCUUCACAAGGUUUUCACACACUGUUGCUGGUAUUGUGAUGCAGUGGUCUAAGGCACUGCAUCGCAGUGCUAACUGUGCCACUAGAGAUCCUGGUUCGAAUCCAGGCUCUGUCGCAGCCGGCCGCGACCGGGAGACUCACAAUUGGCCCAGCGUCGUCCAGGGUAGGGGAGGGAAUGGCCGGCAGGGAUGUAGCUCAGUUGAUAGAGCAUGGCGUUUGCAACGCCAGGGUUGUGGGUUCGAUUCCCACGGGGGGCCAGUAUAAAAAAAUAUGUAUUCACUAACUGUAAGUCGCUCUGGAUAAGAGCGUCUGCUAAAUGACUAAAAUGUCAAAUGUAAUUUUGGCCCAUCCUCCAUGCAGAUCUCCUAGAGCAGUGAUGUUUUGGGGCUGUCGCUGGGCAACACAGACUUUCAACUCCCUCCAAAGAUUUUCUAUGGGGUUGAGAUCUGGAGACUGGCUAGGCCACUCCAGGACCUUGAAAUGCUUCUUACAAAGCCUCUCCUUCGUUGCCCGGGUGGUGUGUUUGGGAUCAUUGUCAUGCUGAAAGACCCAGCCACGUUUCAUCUUCAAUGCCCUUGCUGAUGGAAGGAGGUUUUCACUCUAAAUCUCGAUACAUUCAUUUUCCUUUACACGGAUCAGUCGUCCUGGUCCCUUUGCAGAAAAACAGCCCCAAAGCAUGAUGUUUCCACCCCCAUGCUUCACAGUAGGUAUGGUGUUCUUUGGAUGCAACUCAGCAUUCUUUGUCCUCCAAACACGACGAGUUGAGUUUUUUGGUAUUUUGAUUUCAUCUGACCAUAUGACAUUCUCCCAAUCCUCUUCUGGAUCAUCCAAAUGCACUCUAGCAAACUUCAGACGGGCCUGGACAUGUACUGGCUUAAGCAGGGGGACACGUCUGGCACUGCAGGAUUUGAGUCCCUGGCGGCGUAGUGUGUUACUGAUGGUAGGCUUUGUUACUUUGGUCCCAGCUCUCUGCAGGUCAUUCACUAGGUCCCCCCGUGUGGUUCUGGGAUUUUUGCUCACCGUUCUUGUGAUCAUUUUGACCCCACGGGGUGAGAUCUUGCGUGGAGCCCCAGAUCGAGGGAGAUUAUCAGUGGUCUUGUAUGUCUUCCAUUUCAUAAUAAUUGCUCCCACAGUUGAUUUCUUCAAACCAAGCUGCUUACCUAUUGCAGAUUCAGUCUUCCCAGCCUGGUGCAGGACUACAAUUUUGUUUCUGGUGUCCUUUGACAGCUCUUUGGUCUUGGCCAUAGUGGAGUUUGGAGUGUGACUGUUUGAGGUUGUGGACAGGUGUCUUUUAUACUGAUAACAAGUUCAAACAGGUGCCAUUAAUACAGGUAACGAGUGGAGGACAGGGAAGGGUUACAGGUCUGUGAGAGCCAGAAAUCUUGCUUGUUUGUAGGUGACCAAAUACUUAUUUUCCACCAUAAUUUGCAAAUAAAUUCAUAAAAAAUCCUACAAUGUGAUUUUCUGGAGAAAAAAAAUCUCAAUUUGUCUGUCAUAGUUGACGUGUACCUAUGAUGAAAAUUACAGGCCUCUCAUCUUUUAAGUGGGAGAACUUGCACAAUUGGUGGCUGACUAAAUACUUUUUUCCCCCACUGUAAGUGUUAUUAUUAUGGGUUAAGUACCAGUAUACAACCACAUGUUUCCACAGCUUUGUAAUCCCUCUUGACCCAACCUCCUGUUUUGUUUCAGUGUGUGCCCUACCUGAUUGCCAUGGGAACGGACCCAGAGCCCACCAUGAGGAACAAGGCUGACCAGCAGCUGGUGGAGAUUGAUAAGAAAUACAGCGGCUUCAUCCAUGUGAGUGUUUCUGUCUGUAGGCUGGUCUUAGGGUAGGAAGAGUAGUCUGGCCUCUCAACAGGCUGGUAAUGUGAUCAUCUAUUGUACAGUAUGUUAUCAAUGUAUUUAACGUGUUUGGUUGUGUGUGUGUGUGUCCAGAUGAAGGCCGUGGCGGGGAUGAAGAUGUCCUACCAGGUGCAGCAGGCUAUCUGGUCAGCUAAAGGUACGGUGAUCCGGGGUUACCGGCAGGACGAGACCACCUCCGCCCUCUGUGCCCACCUCUUCUCCAUGGUCCGAUCCAACCGGCAGCACCGACGAGCCUUCAUCAUCUCACUGCUCAACCUGUUUGAUGACAGCUCGGUGAGUCCCUCCUUCCCCCUAGACACGCACUGAGAAUAAUCAGUAUUAUAGCAGUAAACAUUAAUAUACAAUCCUUAUUUUUAUAGACAAAAUGAACCGUUUGGUUGUAAUUGUGACUUUCCCCCUGCAGAAGAUGGAGGUCAACAUGCUCCUGUACAUGGCAGACAACCUAGCCUGUUUCCCCUACCAGAUCCAGGAAGAGCCUCUCUUUAUCAUGCACCACAUUGACAUCACCCUGUCUGUGUCCGGCAGCAACCUGCUGCAGUCCUUCAAGGAGGUAGGUGAUACACACGUCACUAUGUAGUGUCUGUCAACGUCACUAUGUAGUGUCUGUCAGCAGCCUUGCCAUAGUACUUCAAAGAUCACACGUAUCCACAAGUGCUCAGGCUCGUGAAAACACUACCUAUAAUGUGACUUUUAUAGACUUUUACAAGCUGUUGUGGGUUUUAUAUCCUAUAACAAUCCCCAACAAUAGUAAUUCACAACCUAACAAAGGCUGACUCACUCCUCUGUUCUCUCUGCAGUCUCUUCUCAAAGAGCCAAGGCGGCGGGAGAAGAAGCCGAAAGAGAGGAAGUACCAGUCAGAGGAGGAGAACUCGUCGUCGUCAUCGGAGGAGGAACGUCACCGUCCCAGCAGCAGCUCCAACAGUAGUGACGAGGACGACGAGGUGGUCCACAGGCCCAAGAAGGCCAAACACCGGGCCCAUGCCCCCGUGGAGUCAGACUCUGACUCUGACCUGGAGAUGGAGGACUUGGACAAGGUGAUGCAGCGUCUGCCUGACAACCCCAUCCCCCUGUUGGACUUUGCCAACGCCUCACAGGGAAUACUACUACUGCUGGUUCUAAAGCAGCAUCUCAAGAACCUCUACGGCUUCUCGGACAGGUACGUCAGUGCCAGGAGGAACACAACCACAUAACAUCUCACCUUACCGCCUCACUUGACAUGAAAGACAGAGCUAGGAAGAUCACAAUAUACUGAUAUGUCUUGUUUUUUUAUGUUGCCAUGACAAUUUCUCAGUUAAAGUUGCACUAUGCAGAAAUCGCUCCGCCAUUUCCUGGUUGCUAAAACUCUAGUAGUUCGCCUAAUUUCAGUUUGUGACAAAAUAAGCUAGUAUAGUGUAGAGAAUCAUUGUACCAUCCAAAGCGCUGUGAAAUAUAUUUUCCAUAACAAAAAAUAUUGUUGUUUCAGCUGUUUGAAGCUGGUGUACAAAAACUGAAAGUAAAAGAUGCAAAAACAAAACUUAAGAACGGGAAGCAUAGAAAUAGUGCACAUAGAACAGAUCUACCGCUUCUUUACUUGCUUUCAAUUAGAAUGAUAGAUCUAUAACUGACAUUUCUAUGUUAAUUUGGUCAGGUCGCACAAAAAGUUACAUAUUGACACUUUAAUGAAGAAAUAACCUAAACUCAACUUCUUCCUCCACCCACUGUAGUAAAAUCCAAAAGUACUCUCCGACGGAAUCGGCCAAGGUGUACGAGAAGGCAGUGAACAGGAAGGGUCACGUGCACUUCAGCCCUCACCAAACACUGGACUUCCUGACCUCUGACCUGGCCAACGUAGAACUCACCUACGACAUCAAGAGGAGGAUCGUCAAACAGUACCUAGAUGUAAGAGCUCACUCUCACUCUGACCACAUUUCCUUUUUUCUGAAAGUCUUGAGACGUUUAGUUUUGGGUCCUAUAAUGGAGUUCAGGAAAAUUGGGAUUGGAAUUUCCAAUUUACUUCCUGAAUUUAAACGGAAUUGAAACCAGAUGGAGUUCCUUUUUGUACUUUGUAAAAAGGUGUAUGCAGAAAGGUGAACUAGCAUUGUCUGAGCACAGCAGACUGGUUAACAUUCUGGUCUCUCUCAGUUCAAGUUACUGAUGGAGCAUUUGGACCCUGAUGAAGAGGAUGAGGAAGGUGAGGCGUCGGCCAGCGCCAACGCCAGAAACAAAGCCAUCACUUCAUUGCUGGGAGGGCCCAGCCACCAGGACCACAAGAACCACCACCAGGACCAGAAGAACCACCACCAGGCUCCUAUAGAGACGGACGACGACGAGAGUGACGGAGAUGAGAAAACCCCAGUGGUGAGCCCUGAGCAGCCUAUUAUUGCACUGUCAUACAGCUGUUAUUGUCCCUGUUAAUGAUGUCUUAGAAGACUGAUGACUGCCAUGUUGGCUACAUAAACCUAUGGACUCUCUAUGUGAGUUGUAACACUGCUGUUUCUCUCCCCAGUCAUCACGACGGUCCAGGAAGCACGGCGACUCUGCAGAGGCAUCAGGUCACAUGAACGAGACGUUGGCUGCCAGGGAUGUCAUCGCCCUCUGCUGCCCCAAGUACAAGGACCGGCCGCAGAUUGCCCGCGUCAUCCAGAAGACCAACACGGGCUACAGAGUGCAAUGGAUGGCUGGCUCCUACUCUGGAGUCUGGGGCGAGGCUAAGAAACGGGACGGACGCAAAACGGUGCCUUGGGUGGACACUAUCAAGGAGUCUGACAUUAUUUACAAGAAAAUCGCCUUGACGAGUGCACACAAGCUGACGAACAGAGUGGUGCAGACUUUACGGUCACUGUACUCAGCGAAGGAGGGAACUUCCUAA
This is a messenger RNA of Coregonus sp. 'balchen', 49921 nucleotides long. The record is from the annotation of a GenBank genome assembly. NCBI's taxonomy places the organism in Eukaryota, Metazoa, Chordata, Actinopteri, Salmoniformes, Salmonidae.